This is a messenger RNA of Pelobates cultripes (western spadefoot toad), 46850 nucleotides long. Lineage: Eukaryota; Metazoa; Chordata; Amphibia; Anura; Pelobatidae. The record is from the annotation of a GenBank genome assembly.
GACUGACCGGCAGACAGGUAGGUUGUAAUGUACCUCACUGUCUCAUCUCACUUUGUUUGAAUUGGGGCUGGGUAGGGUCCUGGCCGGAAGUGACGUCACGAUUCACCUGCUGGGAUCCAGGCAUCGACCAUGGGCAGAGAGAGAGCGAUAGAUAGAUAGAGCUCGAGACACAUUGCGCUCGCGCUCUCACUCUACCAGCGGCGCACGCGGAUUAAUAACCGUUGGAAGGCAGCGCGAGGACAGGCAGUGCGGGUUGCCAGGUGACCGCGCGGGGGAGAGCGCUCCGUUAUUAUUAUAGUAUUAUUAUUAUCACCAUUGGUGUUAUAACCGACCGACCGGGAGAGGGAUACACCCAGCCAGGAGCCGCUCCUUCACCGAUACCGGGCUAUCCAGGAUGGCGCUGCCAGCCUCCGCUCUGCUGCUGAUUGUCAGCCUCGGUAAGUACUGUCUGCACGGACACCGGGCACCGCAAGGUGAGGGGGAGGUGGGGCCGGGCACUGCACCAGCUCGGCUGCUGUCAUGGGAGUUGUAACUGUUCAUCAGUAGCUGGGGAUCCUGGGAGUUGAGUUGCUCAGUAGCUCUGGGAGCUGAGUAGCUGGGGGAUCCUGGAGCUGCUCAGUAGCUGGGAUCCUGAGGUGCUCAGUAGCUGGGGAUCCUGGGAGUUGGGGCUGCUCAGUAGCUGGGAUCCUGGGAGUUGGAGUGCUCAGUAGCUGGGGGAUCCUGGGAGAUCCUGGGAGUUGCUCAGUAGCUGGGGAUCCUGGGAGUUGGAGUUGCUCAGUAGCUGGGGAUCCUGGGAGUUGGAGUUGCUCAGUAGCUGGGGGAUCCUGGGAGUUGGAGUUGCUCAGUAGCUGGGGGAUCCUGGGAGUUGAGUUGCUCAGUAGCUGGGGGGAUCCUGGGAGUUGGAGUUGCUCAGUAGCUGGGGGAUCCUGGGAGUUGGAGUUGCUCAGUAGCUGGGGAUCCUGGGAGUUGAGUUGCUCAGUAGCUGGGAGGGAGUUGCUCUGUAGCUGGGGGAUCUGGGAGUUGGAGUUGCUCAGUAGCUGGGAUCCUGGGAGUUGGUCAGUAGCUGGGGGAUCAGUGGAGUUGCUGCAGCUGGGAUCCUGCUGGUAGCUGGGGGAAUGCUCAGUAGCUGCUCAGUAGCUCAGUAGGGGGAUCCUGGGGUGGAGUUGCUCAGUAGCUGGGGGAUCCUGGGAGUUGGAGUUGCUCAGUAGCUGGGGGGAUCCUGGGAGUUGGGUUGCUCAGUAGCUGGGGAUCCUGGGGUUGGAGUUGCUCAGCUGGGGGAUCCUGGGAGCUGGAGCUGCUCAGUAGCCUGGGAGCUGGGAGGAGUUGCUCAGUAGCUGGGGGAUCCUGGGAGCUGGAGUUGCUCAGUAGCUGGGAUCCUGGGAGUUGGAGUUGCUCAGUAGCUGGGAUCCUGGGAGUUGGAGUUGCUCAGUAGCUGGGAUCCUGGAGCUGGAGUUGCUCAGCAGCUGGGGAUCCUGGGAGCUGGAGUUGCUCAGUAGCUGGGGGAUCCUGGGAGCUGGAGUUGCUCAGUAGCUGGGGGAUCCUGGGAGUUGGAGUUGCUCAGUAGCUGGGGGAUCCUGCUCAGUAGCUGGGAUCCUGGGAGCUGGCUGCUGGGAAGGAUCCUGGGAGUUGGAGUUGCUCAGUAGCUGGGGGGGAUCCUGGGAGUUGGAGUUGCUCAGUAGCUGGGGGGAUCCUGGGAGUUGGAGUUGCUCAGUAGCUGGGAUCCUGGGAGUUGGAGUUGCUCAGUAGCUGGGAUCCUGGGAGCUGGAGUUGCUCAGUAGCUGGGGGAUCCUGGGAGUUGGAGUUGCUCAGUAGCUGGGGGGGGGGGAUCCUGGGAGUUGGAGUUGAUGUACCUGUUGGCCAAGUACUUCCUGCAUGAUUGGCUCUGGGCGCACAUGACCACCUAGUUCAUUAGCUUCCAACCACCCAGUCCUUGUUAGACUACCAUUACUCUCAGCCAGCCUGCUGAUAAGCUGUUCAUAGUCGCCUAGUGCCAACACCCAUUGCACUCAGAGCAAACCCAGCUCUUAGCACAGUUACUGGACACUAAAUACACCAUCUACAUCUCAUCCAAAUACACCAUCUACAUUUUAUCCAUGGUACUCUUGGUUUUUAGAAUGAUUUAUGUAUGAUGUUUCUAAGAAAAUAAUUACUGUCAGUAAAUUAUACUAACCAGAAAUGACCCUUCAUUAUUCGCAUUACACUAAAGUGGCCGCCAGCAGGUUGGGUCCCCCAACCCCCACCCCUUCGCAAUGUUAAAGAACUGUAACUCACAUGAGGCUCUACUAGCAGAGAAACAUAGGAGUUAUAGGUCAGUAAAGCUGGGGAGGAGUACUGUCAGUGAGUGUAUGUGGAUUAUUCAAGCCCUGUAGGAGUAAAUAUAGAGGUAUUGAUGUAUUAUUACAUUACCUCCUGGCACUCAAAGGUGGAAAAUAAUUUCUAUUUUAAUGUGCACCCAGUAUACAAAUAGUUAACACAAGACUACUGAUUAACCAGGUAAGUGCAAGAGACAUGCAUGCUGCCUUCUGUCCCAUGGGGCACACAUUAAAGAGUUGUUUUCUUUAACCCUGAUGUCAUGGCAUGUGAACCUGGAUGCCCACAUACCUCCCCCAUCCCCCCACAUGAGCUGCUCCUGCUGUUGGAGGGUUAAGUCAAUCAGUGGGACAAUGUAGUGGGGGAAGGUAACUAAGGUUUUAUCCCAUCAGGAAAGCAAGGGGUGGGGGCUUGCACCGUUUUCCGAGUUUUUAUCCCAUUAGGAAAGAAAGUGGGGGCUUGCACAAUGUGCUGAAUUCGAGAAGUGUGAUCUAUUAGUCACAAAUCCUCCACAAAACUAUUGGAGAAAACUUUUUGUUGAUCUUCAUUAGAUAAGAUGACCUGUAAUCUACAGUUUUGAAACUGUCUAGUAAUCCCAUAAUUUAGCUUUUACGUAAUCGGGGAAGUUUUGGCUCAGAUUCCUAACUGGAGAGUCAACACAUUUUCAUCAUCCUUGAAAAUAAUUCAUUGUAAGUAACUUUCCUUCAGUCCCAAUUUACACAUUUUACUUAUCUGUAUGGUUAAUUUAGCCAUAAAUACAGUCAGCAAAUAUUAAAAUAUUUCAUGACUUUAUAAAUUUGAGCUGCUCUCAACAUUCCAGAAAUGCAUAAUAAAUGUUCUUAUCCCUGACAAUGAAUCAAUUGGUAAUAGUCAUUGACAAAGAUGAAGCCUUCUUGAAGGGCAGUUUUUAACUUGUCCAAUCCAUUGAAGUGGUUAGGGUGCCUACAGUGUUUCUUUUAACUUUUUUAUUAAAUAGCAGACAAGGGACUGCCAUUAAUUGUAGUGUAAUCUGCUCAUUUUCUGGUUACUGACCUCAAUUUACAUUUUAGUUGUGGUUCUGGUAUAUUUCAUAGUUAGUGUGAUUUGUUAGGAACUCUAAAUGAUUUCAUAGGGAAUUUUAAAAUGUAAGUUCAAAGUAGUUGAACUCGAAACCUUGCCGACAAGGAGAAUUUGACCAGUUUGGCUAUUUUGGGCCUUACAUUUUGAGAUUCACCCUGAAUUCACAUUUCAUUAACAAUUCUCACGUUGGUAAAUUACUCUGAUGAAAUACUCAGAUUUUCUUUCAUGGUAGUUUUAGUUGCAGGCAAGGCUGUAUGUUUUGGAAUGUGCGUUUACUCCUCCUUUAGUUUGCCCUUUGUACUCUUCUUCUGAUGAGUGUGUGGUAUCUGUUGACUUUCAAUCUGCAGAACAUGCUAUUUCCAGCUGACAAACUUCAGUGCAGGUUCCUUAUCAGCACACUAUUGUAAACUCUGAUAUGCAUGUACUGUCUGGAAUCCCAUUUUCCUACUUAGAUUUUGUGUGCCAGCAACAUUUAAAGAAAUACUCUAAGCAAAGUUUUACUAACUUUUUUACAUUUAAUGUAUCACAUAAUUCUGCAUUCCAGUGUCAGAUGUGCUCUCCAUUGAAAUAGGGAAGGCUUUCUGCAGUGACUACAGCCAUUCUGACCUGACAAAUCGCUGUUGACAGAAAGGGCUGCAGCAGUUUAGCGAUGCUGAAUGAAUCAGAUGUUCCCAUAACUCAGCUCUGUGAGCCUAUCAUUGCAUAUUUGGACAAAUAAUGAGGAAGUGGAAUGCUUUAUGAUGUAGUCCUAAACUGGUUAACAUUGUUUGUUUAACUGUGCAGUGACUCCCACAACAGUUUAUUUGCUAUAUACUGUAUAAGAAGGGGUGAGGAUUUUACGUUCUCCCCUCUGUCCUACACAUUUCUGCAUGAUGUACUAAACGCUCACAGUGAAAUAGUUUAAUUAGUGAGGAGGAGAAAUCUGACAGGGUUAUUCAUUAAAUUGUUGUGAUUUAAAAUUUAGGUCUUAAUAACCUAAGUGAAAACCCUUUCCAAGUCUGCAUUGUUUAAAUUUGACCUAAGUUUGACAUUUCCUUGUAGUUCCUUACCAGUUUAUACCUUCACUGUUAAACUUUGCAUUAAAACCAAAUGUAUAAUUGAUGACUGCUUGUGCCACUUUUGUCUCUUUGAAAUUUUUUGUUGGUGCUACACUAUAUUCCUUUUUUUUUCUCUUUGAAACCAACCAAUUGUACAGCGCUGUGGAAUUUGUUGGCACUUUAAUAAUAAGGCUAUGUACUAACGUGAAAAUUGUCAGAAUUUUCAAAGUGACAAACUCCACGUCACCUGUGCUUUCAGUUUGGCUUUAAAGAGUUACUUUGUGCACAGGACCACUUUAGUGAUUUGAAGUGGUCAUGGUGCUUGAAGUUUCUAUGUGCAGCACUUUGCUAUGAAGCACUGCACAGACAGUUUAAACCCUUUAUUGCUGGAGGUCUAACUCCACCUCAGGCAGCAUCAUUAGGGCAUCAUUAACCAGCCCGGAAAUGAGUUCAAUGUUCUAUUUCUAAGCACAGUGUUGCAUUAAUUGGCUGAGAGCUAUCUGCUUACCCUUUCAGCCAAUAACUAGCUGGCAGCAUCUGCAUCUGGCCUUUUCAGUUCUGCAGAAACUUGAUACACGCAACAUACAGCAAGAGAGCAUCCUUUGCAUUUGGUAGAAGCAGAUAAGUUGGCAAACCUUGCCCCUUAACCGGGGCCAGGGUACACCUUCCAUCAUAACUACUCAAGCAGGCUGAAGUGGUUAUGCUGCUUGGCGGACUUAUGGCUAGAGUUUUAGAAGGAUUUUAAAUUGGAUUUGUGGGGUGUAUUGCAACAUAUACAGUUGUUGCUAGUAUAGGUUUUAAGAAAACAACUUUUUUAGGAAAAACUGACUGAACAAUCUGGUGAUUACCAGAUUAAUCUCCUUAAAACCCAGGUUUUAAGGAGUUUAAUCUAGAAGUAACCAACUAAUUUUUUUUAAUUUUUUUUUUUUUAUAACAAAACCUCAACUCUUUCCUGUGUGCGAGGGAGCACAAUCUAAAGUAGACGUGGUGACUGUAUCAGCUUGGUAAUUAUAGACCUGUGAGUUUUUGUUGUGGGGAAAUUUAUUUUAAAUGCGAUUGGAAAAAAUGUUCAGGAACACAUUUUGAAUAAAAGUAUGAGUAGACGUGAUUUUUAUUUGGGGCAGAUCAUGGCAAACUGAAAUCUUAAGCCACAAUGGCCUUAUUGGGAAAAUGAUACCAGCCUUGUUUGCCUUUCAUUUAAACUGUAUUUCUCACAAUUCCCAUUUUAAUGAAUAAUGCUAAAAAAAUAAUUUUGCUGUAUUUAAUGAAUAAUGCUUAAAGAUGACAAGGAGAAUUUGUCAACUUAAAAUUCUCAAACUGAAAAAAAACUAUUACUGGUAUUUAUAAAGAUCCAACAGAUUCCGCAGCGCUGUACAAGAAUUUACAAUAAACACAGACCCAUACAAAAGGUAGAAAGUCCUACCCGUAAGCUCAGAUCUAGCCAUUUAAGCUCUUUUAUACAAAGUGCUUUACUAGAUAGCCCGUAAGCUUACAAUCUAAAGGAUACCAUGGGGAUUUAAGAGAAGAGGUAGCAGUGGAAAUUUGGAAGUGAUGGCUAAAAAAGUAGAGUUGCAGCUAUUGACAAAAUAUAAAGUGAAUGAAGAGGUAAUUGAGUGAGAAUCAGGAAUACCCCUGGGCUCUUUCGCUAACAUCCCAGUGAUCUUUUGCACAGUAAAAAAGUUUUGUUCUCUUCCCAACUGCACUACAUUUUGUUGUCUGGCUUGUCACCCCCAAAUAACUUUUAGGUUUCCCAUUUAACUUUUUUUUUUUUCAAACAUCUUUUUCUUGUCCAGAUCUAGGUCCUAGGCGCCGCCAUCUUAGUGUUCUCAAAUAGAGGGAACAUAUGCCGUGCAUUCCCGGUUGCAGACAUGGGAAUUCGCUAUUGUUCGAAAUUCGGAUGGGAAUUUUGGAUAGAUGUUUAUUCGUCAAAAAAUCGAAUGAACAAAUAGAAAUUCCAAAGACCGAAUUGCAUUUUGGUCUUCAUUUGUUCAGUUUAGAACAAAGCGGGAGCUACCGGCUCGUGGCUCCCUCCUUGUAAUAUGUAAAACUAGUAGUGGCAGGGAGCUGUGCUCCCUGACACUUCUUGACCCUCAUUAGCAUUAGGGAUGUUAAAUUCUCGCUUCUGGCCAUGUGGCUGUAAUAUAUGUAUGCAAUUUAAUAAAAGGGGUUCUAUUAGCGGCAGGUGGGGUCCUAGACUACAAUGGGGGUCCCUCUCAGCCUCCAUCCACUAGUGGGAGUCCUAACUGAUAAUGCGGGGUGUCCCUGCUACCCACUCACGGCAGGUGGGGGCUCUAAGUCAAGGGGGGGGGUCCUGUGUCUGCACACAUUAGCAGGCUGUGUGGAUAUGAAGCGAUAAGGUGGGGACAAUAUGUUGUAGUUGUUCUGGUGACUAUAGUGUCCUUUUUAAGUCGGCUUUUUAUUACUUUAUUAUUUUUUUUUAUUUUUUUUUCAAGUUGAAAUUGAGAGGAGACUUAAUUCCUACACCCCUUAGAUAUGUCUGUUAGUGCAUUAAUAACAUAUCCUAAGUCUCUAAUUUUAACAUUUAUAGACAUUUACCAUAAAUUCCUCCUGUGACGAGGCUCUUGGCAGAACCCAGGUAAGUUCUCAAACGGUCUCAUAUGGUUUGACAACUUACCCUUGGAAGGUGCAAAGUGCACUCCUGACAUCAUAACAAAUACAGCCUCCUGUAGUGGUUAUGAUAUGGUGCUUGGAAUGUUCUUUUCAGAUUAAAUUAUUUUGGUGCUUUGACUGCCCCUUUCCUUAAAAGACCACUAUAGUGCCAGUAAAACAAACUUGUUUUCCUGCCACUAUAGGGUCUUUGGAUCCCCCCACACCCUCAUGGCCCCCCUCCCGUCCGGCUGAAGGGGGAGGAAGGGGUUAAAUUCUUACCUUUCUCCAGCGCCGGGCUUCCUUGGCGCUGGGGACUCUCCUCCCUCUUCUGACGUCAUCUGCCGCAUACGUGGCAAGAGCUGUGCGCGCAUUCAAUCAGUCCAUUGGAAAGCAUUUCUCAAUGCUUACCUAUGGACGGCAGCGUCUUCUCACUGCGAAAAUCACAGUGAGAAGCGCGGAAAUGCCUCUAGCGGCUGUCAAUGAGACCGCUACUAGAGGCUGGAUUAACCCUAUUGUAAACAUGCAGUGCUGAUAGGAUGUCUUACAAUGUGUUUCUCUCUCUGAAACUAUGUUUACAGCUGCAGGGUUAACCCUAAAUGGACCUGGCACCCAGACCACUUCAUUGAGCUGAAGUGGUCUAGGUGCCUAUAGUGGUCCUUUAAUCAAAUGUCAUCAUCUUCUAACAUUUUGUUUUUUCUUUUUGGUAAGCUUGUGGUUGCUCUUUGACGUGCUCUAUAUCUUUUUUAUGUAUUAUCUCUUAAUACUCUUUUUUUUUUUUUUUUCUUCUUCUUCUUCUCGAUCCAAAGGAAGCUUUGUAUUCUUUUUCCUCUCCUAUGAGAUUAGAAAAACUAAAAAUGGGUGUGGAUUUUUUUUUUCUUUUUUCUCAGUCUUGAGAAAAAAACAUUGGGUAUUAGCAUGUGGAUUUUUAUAAACUCUGAAUAGACUGUAACAUGUUUCUUUGUGAUUGUUUUUUUUUUUUGUUUUUUUUUUAUACAUAAUUUUCCAUAGUUGUUUCCUACUGCUCUAGAACCCCUGUUGUGUUUUGUUAGUGCUGAUAGGAUGUCUCACAAUGUGUUUAGUUGUUCAGCGUACCUCUAUAGACCAUAUCAUGUGAACCAUGUUAAAAUGUGGCAUCACAGAAUCUUAACCAAUUGUUCAGUACUGUGAUUGUGUGACUAAAAGUGGUUGCGCACUUGGGAAGACUACACAGUAGCAGAAACUUUGCAUAUACUUUGGGAGGCUUUUGCAUACUUGACAAUGAGGAAAUGAUUGUCAAGAAACAUGUCUACAUUGUUUAAAAAUGUGAACGUAUUUUUAUUUUAUUCUAUCAAAUAAACAUUUGAUAUUUUGGUUUGAUUGCAAGUUUACCAUUAGUAUCUCUAACAUGUGAUUCGCUUGCUGCAUUUCAGUAUUCUUGAUUUGUUUGCAGAAUGGUAAUAGUUACUUCUUUCAUGUAUCAAUUUGUUCAAAUUUCUGAAAUGAUUGUCACUGUGUUCUGUUCAGUGAACUAAAAAAAUUCACUGCAUUCUCUAACCCUUCCAUGAAAUGCAACAGUUGGCACACGAUAUAGCAUGAUUGUGUGCUGGGCUUUGUUAUUAAUAAAACGUAUGGCUUUGUUCAAGGGGCAUACCAGGCUUGCAUUGACCUAUUUUAUGUAUUUACAGAUAAAACGCUAAAAUGUGCCAACAAAUGUACAUUCAAUAAAAAGAUACUUGCCUUUUAAACAAACCCUUCAAACAUGUCUAGGUGCCCCUAUAAACCCCAAGGUAAGUAGUGGAAUUGUUAAGUAAGAGUUUGACUGUUUCCAACAGUGGAACCCGGAUAAUAAGUACACAUUUUUAGAAAGUGGUUUGACUACUUGCAUUGGGAGUGUAUCAGGGCAUUGUUGGCACCAUAACUACUACAGCAAGUAUUCCUGGUAAAUUAAUGAGUGCUGCAAAUUCCGUAUUCUAAACUGUGCCCAUACUUGGAAGUAGCUGGCAUCUGUUGGACAAUACUAGCUGUCCCACUGGAUUACCAGGAGCGCUGAGUAAAUCUUAAAUUUUUUUUCCUUCGCUGCAGUGGUUUAUUUGAUCUUUAUUUCAGCACUUCGCUUCUGUUCGAGCCACUCUGAGACAUGGAACUUUGUAUGUCAUACAUUUGCUCAGUUGACACAUGUGACAAAAUGCCUUUUUGUCCCUGGAUUGUUAGGUGACAAGCUGCCCUUUGGCCCCGGCUUUUGGAGGAACCUGAUUGCCAGCCUCCUUCCUCAUGACUAUGGCCCUGGGGUGUAUUGCCAUUUAAAAAGACUAUUUGGGGCUUAUUGGCUUCUAAAGACAGUUUCUUCCCAUGUGAAUCCAUGGGAAGGUGUGAUUCUUCCCCACCCCCAUUUCCUGUCUAUUGUUCUCCAGCAGGGCGUUGUCCCAGGCACACUGCCAAACUAGUUGGAACUGACUGCUUUUGUCCCUCCUUGGUUUCUCAACAGCCCUUGCUAUGCUUUACCCCGUGGAAAAUCUACUCUGUUCAUGGGAUGUGAGCGCUGUUCACCUAGAUUGGGCGCUCAGAUCCGAGCUAUCUGGGGAUAGGUUAAAUGUGGGGGUUCUGUAUAAUAAAAUAAGAAUUAUGUAUUUUUAUUUACUUUUACGUAUUUUGCUGUUGGUGUUAAAUGUAGAUAUUUUCUGUACCUGGAGAUAAUUGAGUUUACUGCAGUGCCUUAAGCCAAUUAUCUCCAGGAUGGAGAGGAGGGAUUUCAUUGUGUAUGUGAGAGUGUUAUCAUGUUAAUUAGUGUUCCCAUUGAUUUGUGUCCCUUUUGUCACAGUUUACCACCAGGUCCAGGGGGUGUGCCUCUGACCUGAAAACUUGUGUAUAUAAGGAGUAAUAAACGCUCAUUGGAGUCAGAUCAUCUUGUACCUUCAUGAAGUUUCGGCUCAAGUUUGGGGGAUUGGAGAAACUACACUCUGGGGAUUGCUAUAAUCAUUGCAAGGACACUCAAAAGCCUGCCAUCCAUGGAUUCUGUCAGUGUUUUGAUCUGUUCACCAUCAACAUUGCGUGCAGCAGCAACCACAGCCUCCCAGACACUGUUCAGAGAGGUGUACUGUUUUCCCUCCUUGUAAAUCUCACAUUUGAUGAUGGACCACAGGUUCUCAAUGGGGUUCAGAUCAGGUGAACAAGGAGGCCAUGUCAUUAGAUUUUUCUUCUUUUAUACCCUUUCUUGCCAGCCACGCUGUGGAGUACUUGGACGCGUGUGAUGGAGCAUUGUCCUGCAUGAAAAUCAUGUUUUUCUUGAAGGAUGCAGACUUCUUCCUGUACCACUGCUUGAAGAAGGUGUCUUCCAGGAACUGGCAGUAGGACUGGGAGUUGAGCUUGACUCCAUCCUCAACCCGAAAAGGCCCCACAAGCUCAUCUUUGAUGAUACCAGCCCAAACCAGUACUCCACCUCCACCUUGCUGGCGUCUGAGUCGGACUGGAGCUCUCUGCCCUUUACCAAUCCAGCCACGGGCCCAUCCAUCUGGCCCAUCAAGACUCACUCUCAUUUCAUCAGUCCAUAAAACCUUAGAAAAAUCAGUCUUGAGAUAUUUCUUGGCCCAGUCUUGACGUUUCAGCUUGUGUGUCUUGUUCAGUGGUGGUCGUCUUUCAGCCUUUCUUACCUUGGCCAUGUCUCUGAGUAUUGCACACCUUGUGCUUUUGGGCACUCCAGUGAUGUUGCAGCUCUGAAAUAUGGCCAAACUGGUGGCAAGUGGCAUCGUGGCAGCUGCACGCUUGACUUUUCUCAGUUCAUGGGCAGUUAUUUUGCGCCUUGGUUUUUCCACACGCUUCUUGCGACCCUGUUGACUAUUUUGAAUGAAACGCUUGAUUGUUCGAUGAUCACGCUUCAGAAGCUUUGCAAUUUUAAGAGUGCUGCAUCCCUCUGAUAUCUCACUAUUUUUGACUUUUCUGAGCCUGUCAAGUCCUUCUUUUGACCCAUUUUGCCAAAGGAAAGGAAGUUGCCUAAUAAUUAUGCACACCUGAUAUAGGGUGUUGAUGUCAUUAGACCACACCCCUUCUCAUUACAGAGAUGCACAUCACCUAAUAUGCUUAAUUGGUAGUAGGCUUUCGAGCCUAUACAGCUUGGAGUAAGACAACAUGCAUAAAGAGGAUGAUGUGGUCAAAAUACUCAUUUGCCUAAUAAUUCUGCACUCCCUGUAUGAGGAGAUGCUGACUGGUGCAGUGUGAUGUUUUGCUGCGCAUGCGCAAUAGCCUCCCAGUACUUUCCUAUGUGAAAUCAUUUGAUUCGCUGAGAUUAAGAUUGAUGAUGUGGUGAGACUGGCAGGAGAAAAGUUAAGAGAGGGUCCGGAAACUAUAGUUUGUUUUCCUGACUAUAGGAGAGCAAAAAAUGGGUCGCAAGAGUAUUCUGAGGACAGACAGUAGCUAAAAUAGCCUGCUCUUCGGUGGGUCCCCGCUCAGAACUCAAGCUGGUUUUAGCUCAUCUUGUGCCAUUACAGAGAGAACAUAUCUGAAGCAUAUCAGACUGGUCCCACCCAUACGGGCAGUCCAGAUCCGAAAUGCCAGCAAGUUCUCUCUGCACGAGAGAUACAGCAACCCCAGACGAUCGUUUCAGCCUUGUUAGGCAUCGUCAGUGAGUCAUAGCUGAUAUCUCUCUAGGCACCGUGAGCAAGGGGUCCACGUCUGGAUUACCCUUUAAACUAAUGGAGAGCAAAAAAUGGGAUGGACAGCAGCUAAAAUAGCCUGCCCUUCGGUGGGUCCCCGCUCAGAAUACUCUUGCGACCCAUUUUUUGCUCUCCAUUAGUUUAAAGGGUAAUCCAGACAUGGACCCCUUGCUCACGGUGCCUAGAGAGAUAUCCGCUAUGCCUCACAAGGCUGAAACGAUCGUCUGGGGUUGCUGUAUCUCUCGUGCAGAGUGAACUUGCUGGCAUUUCGGAUCUGGACUGCCCGUAUGGGUGGGACCAGUCUGAUAUGCUUCAGAUAUGUUCUCUCUGUAAUGGCACAAGAUGAGCUAAAACCAGCUUGAGUUCUGAGCGGGGACCCACCGAAGGGCAGGCUAUUUUAGCUACUGUCCGUCCUCAGAAUUCUCUUGCGACCCAUUUUUUUUUUUUUUUGCAUUCCUGACUAUAGUGUUCCUUUAGGCACACAAACAUUUUCUUUAAUGGCUUAUUUUUUUUCCAUUUUCAGAGUUACAUUGAAUUCUAUUUUUGACAGCAGAGGGCCCAGGCUUCAGUUUGACAUAGAAUAAUGGCCCAGCACCUAAAGAAUCCUGCAAACUGUUACUACUAUGACUGUAUUGAUUAUAGUACUCAACUUCACUUAUUUGGAAAAACUUUGGUUUUACAAUUAUGGAGUAAUGGGUUUUCUUUUGUUCUUUAUUAGGAUUGCCAACAAGUAGUAUAGCUGCCACCUGGAUUGUGGACAUUUUUAUUUUUUGUUUGAUUUAUCAGCACUCUCCUCUUCCCAGUAUUUGUUUUCUGUUGGAAUGAUAGUGAUAGUUCACCCACUGAUCCAAUGACAUCGGUAUUAAGACACCUUUUAAACAGGAUAACUAAUGAAUCUGUUACAGACAAAUUUUAUGCUGUACAAAUAAGCCCAAAGAAUACUAGACACCAAGUAAUGGCCAUCUGGCAUGAGAUUAUGUACAAGCUCCUCACCGUAAUUUUAUAAAAAUCUGACUGGCAUACGUGAGAUGCAGACAGUAUAGCUAUCAAUCACAAUGUGGAAAGUGUAGAUAGGACAGUUUAUACAAACCAACUUAAAGGAAUACCUAUAGCAUUAGUAAUACACCCAUGUAUUCCUAACACUACCAAUAGGUUGCCCCCUCCAUCCCCUUGCUGUAUUUACAUUACAUCCCGCCUCUUGCUGGUUGUACCAAAGCUCUGUUUUUAUGAGACCAUUUUAUUGAAAUAGCAAUGUUUUACUCAAUUUCAAAACAUUUAGAGUGCUUCUAAUGGCUGCCAUUGGGACAACUAUUAUGGGCAUUUUAAGCCUGCAAUGUAAACAUUGCCUUUCCUGCAGAAUGGCAAUGUUUUCAGUUGCAGGGCUAAAUGACAAGAACAUGGCUCCCAGGCCACUUCAUUGAGAUGAAUUAGUCUAUGUGCCUACAGUGUCCCUUUUUAAAGGGAUGUGGAGUACCAUUACAGCGCACUAUAGUGUUUAUGGUAUCAUGAGUCCUCUGGAAUCAUUGAUACUAUUAAGUGUCAAACCGUUUUCAUGGUCCCUUGGGCAUCCAUGGUCUCUAACUCUUUAUAGAAUGCUUACAAAGUGAACCCAACACUCAUUAUACCUUCUCCCAAUGUGUUCCUGAGAUUUGGAACAGCUGUAAACAUUGCCAAGUGGAAAAAAUUCCUGUGAGUGUAUAUAGUAAAGACUCUUUAGCUUGGCAACCGUCUGCAAGUGUUUAAAAAUAUGAGACGAUUACAUUUUGGAGAUGCGCUGAUCCAGUCGCCUAGUCAAAGUCACUCAGAUCUUUUCGCUUUUCCAUUUUUCCUGCUUACAAAACACAUGACAUUCAACAACUGGCUGAUCACUUGCUGCCUUAUUAUCCCACCCCUUGUCAGGUGCCAUUUUAACAACAUAAUCAAUAUUAUUCACUUCCCCAGUCAGUUAUUUUAAUGUUAUGGCUGUUUUAUGUAUGAUCUAAAGUUAAAAUAACAAAAACAAACAUAACUUAAAAUACUCUGAAAUCCUUCCUUUCUUUUCCAUUUUAUUCUCUGAGCUUCAUCUCAUUUAUACACUAGGAUUGAUUACAAACCGUAGGUCAGGGGUGCACAAAAGGUAGAUCUCCAGAUAUUGUAGAGCUAAAACGCCCAUGAUGCUUUGUCAUUCUGAAGGCAUGCAAAGCAUCUUGGGAGUCAUAGUUCUACAACAUCUGGGGAUCUAACUUUUGGGCACCCCUGGCAAACCUCUCUGUCAGAAGCCACCAUUGGCAUUUAUUUAAUGUCUGUUCACCUCCUUUCAAACAGAAGUCACCAAAAAAAAAAACCUUUAGCUUUAUGAAGCAGUUUUGGUGUAUAGAUCAUGCCCCUGCAGCCUCAUUGCUAGAUUCACUAUUUAAGGGUUAAAUAACUUUGUUUAUACAGCUCUAGCCACAUCUCCCUGCAUCUGGCUUGCACAGCCUUCCUAAACACUUCCUGUAAAGUCAUCUAAUGCUUAUACUUCCUUUUUUGAAAAUUCUGUUUAAGUUGGCAUUUAUUAUCACAUGCUUUGUAAACCGCUUGCUAGACACUGCAAGAGCCAUCUGUACAUAAAGUUCAAUUUACAGAGCAAGAGACAUGUAUUCCUGACACAAUUGUAUUAACAACACAUGUAGGGUCCCCAGCCCCCUUAAAGAAGUCUAAAGCAUAAUUAUUUCAAGAGCUGUGUGAAACAAAAGCCUGCAUGGAUCACCACAUUAAGCUGUAGUUGUUCUGUUGACUCUAGUGUCUUUUUUUCUGAUUGAAAAUGAAACCAUUUUGCUUUCAUGCAGGUGGUGUUGGUCACAGCAAGGGGAGGUGUGGCUGGGGUUGCAUGGACAGAAACAAGUUAUUUAACUCCUAAAUGGCAGUGAAUUGAGCAGUGAGACUUCAGAGACCUGGUCUAUGCACAAAAACUGCUUCAUUAAAGGAACACUAUAGGGUCAAGAAUACCAUCUUCCCCCCUCCUCACGCCUAAAUACAGCUGAAUCUUACCUUUAUUUCCAGUCUGCUGUUGCUGACUUUGCCCCUGAUCUGCCUCCUUGGCUGACCUCAUCAGAAGUGAUGAUCUAAAGCCAAUCACAUUGCUUUCCAAUAGGAUUGGCUGAGAUUGCCAAGGAGGCCGAUCAGGGGCAGAGCCAGCACAAGCCAAACACAGCCCUGGCUAAUCAGCAUCUCCUCCUAGAGAUUCAAAAGGGACACUAUAACCAAGAAAAGAACUACAGCUUAUUGUAUUUGUUCUGGUGAGUAUACUCAGUCCCUUCAAGCUUUUUGCAGUAAACCGUUUUUUUCAGCGAAAAGGCAGUGUUUACAUUUUAGGAAUAUCUCCACUGGCUACUCCUCAGAUGGCUACUAGAGGUGCUUCCUGUGAUAGUGUUGCAAGUGUGACUGACAUUAAUGGAGACAAUAAACUUUCCUCGUAGAGAUGCAUUGACUUGAUACGGAUUGGCUUGGGCUGUGUUUGGCUUGUGCUGGCGCUGCACCUGAUCUGACUCACUCUGCCAAUCCAAUGCUUCCCUAUGUGAAGGCAUUGUGAAUGGCUCAGAACAUUUAUUCUGAUGUCAGCCAAGCAGGCAGAUCAGGUGCAGAACCAGCAGCAGCAGACUGGAAUAAACUUAAGAUUUUGCUAUAUUUGGGGGGAUACAUGUUUGUGUUACUUACUCUAUCGUGUUCCAUUUAAGCUAAAGUUGUUUUGGUGACUAGUGUCCCUUUAGCAGAGCAUAAAAUGUGAAGUUAUGUGUUACUAGCCAGGCCUUAAAAGCUAUAAACCUAUAUGUAAUUUGCUUGUAGGUUUUUAAGGACUCCGAAGGCAUGGCAUAGUACAGCUUACUAAUAAGUGUUAACAGUAUGUCAAAUGAAUGUUGCAUUGAGCACAGUUAAAUCUUAUUUUUGUUCUAUUUAUAUGCUAAUGAUGCAUAUGCUUCAAAUGUUAAAUGGAUCCUAUAGUGCCACGAAUACAAAGCUGUUUAACUGGCACUAUAGGGUUAAUAGGGUUAAUAGGUCCCCCCUCCCUUGUGCCCCCACUCCCAUGGGGCUGGAGGUCCAUUUCGAGGGCAGACUUAGAGCUGUAAUGUAAACAUUGCAGUUUCUCUGGAACUCCAAUGUUUUACAUUGCAGCACUAAGUGCAAAAAGGUCACAGCACCCAGACCACUUCAAUGAGCUGAAGUGGUCCGGGUGCCUACAGUGUCCCUUUAAUAUUCUUUCUAUCAAAAAGUGCUUGGUAAUGAAGGUGUUAACAAUAUACAUGAUUGCUGUACAAUUUCAUUAGGUAAAUCUAAAACUGCAAACAGAUGAAUUUGAACGAAACGGCAUAAAUGUGGCCCUGCUUGAAUUUACAAUCUAGUGGAUGUACACUUAAGCUGGUGCUCAGAUUGUUGGCGCGGUGUGAUCGCAUGGAAUUGUUUUUCAUUGUUCUGUUGCUUGUUACUAAUCUCUGGAGAGCGAGGUCAGCACUGCACUUGUUGCUAAGAAACAUGGAGACAAAUGGAACAUGACUCUGGGAAUUACUGCAAUCCGACUCUGUUCCUCUUACUGGCAAUGUGAACAGGUCUGUCGAAAAACUAAGCCUUUUUCUUUUUUUGUAAAAACAUUUUUUUUUCUUUAAAUGUAAUAUUUUUGUAGUGCAUCGAAACAAUACAUAUAUAUUAACAUCUGUAGCCUGUUGCUGUUCGCUAGAUUGGCAAUACGAGUUGGCUUUUAAAAUAUAGACAAUAACAUAGGUUUAGCUAAACUUGUCAUUUAUCAGGUACAGGUAACUCUGGAAGUAAUGGUGUAGAACGUAGCUGGCUACCCUAUGGAUUAUAAGUAGUCAGGGUUGAUUUUGGGGAAAGAAUUACUGAAAGGGAGUGCCAACUAGUUUACCUCUUUUCCUUUCGUGUCAUGGGUCUAAGCAGGCUACUCUUAUGUAUAUAGAUUACUGUAGUCUGGAGCUGCAGUGUGACGGCACUAGUAAAACAUUAGUAAUUAAACAGUGCUAAAACAGUGUUACAACGUGGUAAGAUGGUGACAAAACAUCUAGACCUCUUAAGCAGCCUAGCUACAGCAGUUGCUCAAUACUAGAACGAUGAGCGCUCUGUGGUCUUGUGGUAGUGUCUCUUUUUUAACUAAUGCCUUCUCAGGGGAUACGGUCUGCACCCGCUGGAGGUCCUCAGGGAGCUGCUGGUGCGUAGGUACUCGUGAGGGUGACCUUCUUGCCCCAGGCUGGUGUGUGGUCCUGCAUCUGUUGGCCACAAACUCGGUCCUUGCUAGAGUCCGAGUUUCCUCCACCUGUGGGAGUAACGGCCUGGUGAUUUGCCUCUGCUUGCGGUGCUUCGGUCUCCGUUGGUGUGGGUGAUGCUGUCUGGUUUUCACCCGCCUAACCUUCAGUCCAGGUGGGCCCUAUAGAGGGGGAGUAAGUGGGUAUAAUGUCGCUGUGCCCAACGACUUCCCCUCACCUCCUGUUGCUCGUGGCUCCACUCAUCCUUAGUCUGUAGAGUGUGCUGUGCGUGCUGGGCUACUUGUUGUUGCUCCCAGAAGUCUAGUCGUUUCAUGGUGUCUUGGUGCAGCCUGUUGUGUGGGAGCAGACUUUGCUCGAGUGUCGCUUUAGCAGCCGCCAUCUUAAAAAUAAGUGAGAAGACGCAAGCGUCCAUAGGAAAGCAUUAUGAAUGCUUUCCUAUGAGACUGGCUGAAUGCAUGCGCAGCUUCUGCCACGCAUGCGCAUUUAGCCGGAGAGGAGGAGGAGAGCUCCCCGCCCGGCGCUGGAAAAAAGGUAAGAUUUAACCCUUUCCUCUCCAUCCAGCCCGGCUGGAGUGGGACCCUGAGGGUGGGGGCACCCUCAGGGCACUAUAGUGCCAGGAAAACAAGUGUUUUCCUGGCACUAUAGUGGUCCUUUAAAAGUGAAUUUGAAAAUUGAGGGCAAGAUAAUUCUUUAUAUAUUUGCCUGAAAUGUGAAAUUCACUUUGAAUUCCCAGAAAUGAUCACUUUAAUGAAUAACCCUGUUGAUCUACUUAAAGGAACACUCUACACCAUAACUACUUAAUUUUAUUGUGCUGUAUGGAGGUCCUUUGCACUGUCUGACCCUAAGGGGUCAGACCAUUUUAUUAUGGAUGCAAUCUCAAAGUGCUCAUAGUAGCUUUUGUCCUCCAUGUAUUUCUCCUCCUCUGGCUUCUAUGCAGACACCUUGGACUGGGCACCAGUAAUGGGGUGAGAGUGACAACUGAUGCUUUUUCGACCUUUCACUGGCUUAUAGAAUCAGGUACACGAGCAUGUAUUCCUGACACUAUAUAAUACAUAUUUUUUUUUUGUUUUUGCACCGUGCAGAGCUCAAUGACUGGCCCACACCUCGCUCUGCCAACGUGGCUGAGAUCAUCAAAUUUGAUAUUUGAACCAAUCCAAUGUUUUCCUGUAGGAAUGCAUUGGGAGCCAUGCUUGGUAAAAAAACACGCUUUGCCAAUUGUAUCUCCUCAUUGAAUCAAUGCAUCUCAAUGGAGAAUGUUAAGGACCUCCAUGCAGAGCCGCAGGAAGCUCCUCAAGUGGAAAGGAAGUGUUUAAUUAAAAAGCCUGCAAAGACAUGAUAUAGACACCAGCACCAAUCUAUUAAGCUGUAUUUGUUCUGUUGACUAUAUAGUGUCCCUUUAAGGACAUUGUUGUUUAUUUUAUAAUUUUUAUAAUUAUAAUGACAUCCAUGCUUGGUCACUUUUUGACAGUGUUGUGAAAGGGAAGGGGCAUGGUCAUUAUCACAUAAAGCCAGGGUGAAUAGCGUUUUCACAACUAUGGUGACAUGUUUGUAUUCCUGACACUAUAGUGUUCCUUUAAGCAAAUUAACGAACAUCACCAUAACAACUUCAUCUAAAUGAAAAUGCUAUGAUGCCAGGAAGCCCCUGGGUGCUCUUUCCUUUAAGGGGUUAAACCGCUCUCAAAUGGUUUAACCCAAAAGGCUUCCUCCAGCUCCAGGUCGCUCAGUGGUAGUCGGCUUCUGAAACGUAGUGUCAGGAAGUGUAGAUUGAUGUCAGGCAUGGAUGCUGCAGAUUGGUUAGAGUGGUCAGUUGACGCUCUAAGCCAAUCGCUAGUUCCCGGUUCAUAAAAAUGUUUUACUUUUUUAUGAAUGGGGAUCUACUGAUUGGCUUAGAGUGCCAGCUGACUGCUCUAGCCAAUCAGCUACUUCCCUACCCAGCGGCACUCUGUGCUUCCUGACACUCAGUAAAUAAAAGUGAACACAUUAACACUGAUGUUUUUUACAUGGGGAGUUGAGAAGGUCCAAAGUUUACCUGCCAGGCCCAGGUACCAAAGCCUUAUGAUGUGGUGGUGUCCAGAAUAAAAUGGAGGGUUCACUUAAAUUGUACUCCCUGCUCCAAUCUCCAUUUCUUCUCCUUCAUUUGACAGUCUUCUUUUUCUUCUGACACUGUCUUCUCUCCUCCUUGGCUCCUUUUGCUCCUUUACCUUUCUGCUACUUUCUGCUUAUUUUGUGCCCUUUCCAGCUCCUUGCAGACCCUUCCCCUACUUUACCUUUUGUGAUCCUUGCUGUCCCUUCAUGUAGGCUGUGCCCCACCAUCACUCACUUACCUGAUCUGUAGGCUGACCCCCCCCCACCACCAUCCCUCACUUACCUGAUCUGUAGGCUGACUCCCCCCUCCCCUCCAACCACCCCUCACUUACCUGAUCUGCAGGCUGACUCCCCCCCACUUUUCUGAUCUGUAGGCUGUGAUCUGUGGCUGAUCUGCAUCCCUCACUUUUCUGAUCUGUAGGCUGACCCCCCCACCAUCCUCACUUACCUGAUCUGUAGGCUGACUCCCCCACCCCCCCACCAUCUCUCACUUACCUGAUCUGUAGGCUGACUCCCCCCUCACUUUUCUGAUCUGUAGGCUGACCCCCCACCAUCCCUCACUUUUCUGAUCUGUAGGCUGCCCCCCCCAUGCCUCACUUAUUUGAUCUAUAGGCUGCCCAGGAGAGAGAAGCAGGGAUAAGACAUAGCUACCUCUCCCUGUCUCUCUUCAUACACAGCGCCACCUAUUGCAGUGUAUUUUUAGUCUCACAUGAAAAAUAGCAGAACUGGCUGAAAAAUCCAGGGGGAUUCCCCGUGGAUGCCCAUGCUACUGGUUAUUGUGCUUUGAAUAUUCCUUACAGCACAAAGGGCCAAAAGUGUCAAAUUGUACACAAAAAGGAGAAUGGUGGGCUGAUUGCCUGCGAUCUGCCAGAGCUGCAUAUGUGUAGAGCACUGAAAAGGUGCAUUUUGCAUCGGAAGAAAACCUCUGCAAUGGAAGAGCCUUUAUAGAAAUGCUUGUGCUCCACAAUGAUUUCUCCUGAUUUCCCCAAAGUGGAGCAUACCUAUAUGUUGGAACAGAGGUCCCAGCCUAGUACUGUCCUGACUUACCUGGGACUAUUGGGAGUUGUGAAUGAUUCAUGUGUUAUUAAACUAAUAUAAUGGUACUUUGACACCUGUUUAACAUGCCUAGUUGUUCCAUGGGGAUACGACAGGAGCUUUGUAAACAUAUAAUCUACACCCAGCCAUCAAUCCUCUUUUUAUUUUUAAAACUUUUUUUAGAUGCCAUAAAAUGCUUCUGUAUGUGAGAGGUUCAUCGCAUUGGUAGCAACUUUGGUAGAAAUGUAUUUGUGACUUUUGAAUUCACGUAUGUGAUUAACCCAAUGCAUAAACUAAGAGUGUGUACUAAAUACUUUAUUUUAUUUAUUUUUUUCCUCUUUCCUUACUCAGGUUCAGUAAGAGCCUUAGAAUUAGUUCCCACCGAUCAGAAAAAGAUAGAAAAACCUGAAGGUGAUCGAGUAACAUUAGAUUGCAAAUUUACUGUUGGGCCUUUAGAUGUUGGAUCCCUGGAUAUUGACUGGGCAUUAGUGGCCGCAGAUACUCAGCAAGAAGAUCAACAGGUAUGUACCAAAUAACUCAUUCAUAAAUUGUGGGGUUUUUUUGUUUGUUUUUUUUUUACUUCAUAUUUUUCUGAGGUUUUAGUCCUCUGGCUGAUAUGGUCAUGCCUUCUCUUCAAAGAUAAAUACGUUAUCUAGUAUUGAGUUAAUAACCGAGACACUGAAGAAAGAUAUAUAGAGAAUAAACCAUCUGAAAAUAAGUUAAUGGAAGAGAUCAUAUUUAGAUUUUUAAACAUUUUACAUAAGAAUUUAAAGGAGCAGCCUAAUUUUACUCUUUAAAUUUCCAGCAAGUGUGUAUAAAACGGCAGUCUAAUGGCUACCAAUGGUUAUACUCCUAAUUGCCUAGUCACUGGACAUGAUUUGAAUUAUAGCUGUACUUUCAUUAGGUUCAUGGUGCUCUCAGCCAGUGGGAUACAGCGGAUUAUAGAUGUUAUGGUUUUCUCACAUAACUUUUAUAUUUAUAUCUAUACUUGAAAAAAGAAUAACAAAUCUUUCUUUAAAAAAAAGGGGGUCCCAAAUCAAAAGACUAUGUAUGGUUAACGAUUCUCAAAAAAAGGUUAGAUUACCCACAUUGUUUUAUCCCCACAACUGUUUGUCCAAUGUACAAUUCCCCUAUAGUUUGUAAGCUCACAUCAGUGUUCUCUUUUUGUUUCAGUAUGUCUUAAUAUUUAUCUCUGUAUAAUUACUAAUGUUUUUGCAUACAUUGUAAACCACUCUAAAUAAGAGCGCUCUAUAAAAAGUAAAAAAAAAAUUAAACAACACUUUUUAAUUGUUGGUAAUGACUAGAACAGGUUUUGCAAUUUCUGUUUUCUUACACAUGGUUUUUGUCUUCUAGAUAAUUAUGUUCAGCGGAGGGAUGCCAUAUGUAAUAUAUGAUGGGCUAAAAAACAGAGUACAUUUUAAUUCCACUGAUCCCGCAAAUGGUGAUGCAUCCAUAGAUAUUAUUAAUUUAAAGUCUAGUGAUACUGGUACUUAUCAAUGCAAAGUGAAGAAAGUCCCCGGUGUGCAAAGUAGAAAAAUUGGUCUUUCUGUAUUUCGUAAGUACUUACCUAAUUUAACCUUGGCAAGCUUGUUUAUUGAUGGCCAAAAUGGUUUUUAUACAAAUUAUGCUUAUAAAACAGGAAAAGGUGUAGUGCCUGAAGUGUCCUUUACGGAAUAUAUGUAAUAACAAACAAAAAGGACUGAUAGUUUAGUAAGUUAAAAACUUCUUGAUAGAGUAAGGAAAAUAAAAAAUUGUACACUCUCAUGCCUGGGCGGAAUGAUUAUAUAUAUAUAUAUAUAUAUAUAUAUAUAUAUAUAUAUAUAUAUAUAUAUAUAUAUAUAUAUAUAUAUAUAUAUAUAUUUAUGGUAAAAAUGCUUGAAGUUUUGUUUGUUGCGAUGGGUAUCCUCUUAAAAAAAUACAAGUGAUUAAAUAAAAAUGUGUAUAUAGUGUAGUAUGUUGAUGUAAUUAGCAGGGGUAGGUGUGUAAAUUGGUGUACACUAACAUAUUAUGGAGACUAAAUAUUGACUCCAGAAGCAAUGCGUGAAAUGGUAUGAUCCCCACUCUAGGAUAUAGGUGAUGUGGAAAAUUCUCUGUAUGUGUGUGUGAAUGUAAAAUAGAUGCUGUCUGGGAGGGAGGGUCUGCUGCUGAUUGGCUGGAAUGUGUCUGCUGACUGUGAGGUACAGGGUCAAAGUUUGUUUAUGUUUGCCGUCCGUGGCGAACCGUUCGGGACAUCACUAGUUAUGAACUGUGUGUUCAAACCUCAUAAUCUAUUUGAUGCAGGACUGCCUUUCAUCCUGCUGAGAUUUGUAAAAAUGUAAUGCCUACUUCAGGACAUGUAUAAUACAAUAUCAGUGUAGCUUCAUGGUAACAUUCUUUUUCACACGUGAGUUGUAUUCGUAGUGGUAUGUAGUAAGCUCUGUUAUUGUCUACAUCCACCAUUACCCAAUAGCAUUCCAUGUAGGUUAUAAAAUAAGGUAGGUGAAUCAUAUCCACAAGUAUUGAUGCACAUGAUAAAUGAACAUCAUUCACAUCACAUAAGAAUUCAUUGUUGUGCUUGUUUCUGGUUACCUGUCAUAAAUCUCUAACACAGGGAAUGAGUUACGAUUAGGCAUUCAUUCGAUAUUUGUUUACUGGCAGUCAAGAUAACACUGUAGGAGAUGCUUUUGUAGGAGAUUCUUCUCCUCCUCCUUCUCAAGGGAAAUCAAACUACAGAUGUCAACAAAUUCACCUGUUUACUUUUUUUGUGUGUAUUAGACUGAUUAAAGUGUACUAGCAUGUGAUAUAUAGAAUAAUUUGAUUAUGGUAUUUAUAUCUUUAUUUAUUUUUUUCCAGUUAAGCCAGCAAAAACAAGAUGCUCAAUUGAAGGAUCACAAAAAAUUGGGAAUGACCUCAUCUUUAAAUGUGGAUCAAGUGAAGGAACGGCCCCCCUUACAUAUGAGUGGCAAAAACUCACCGGCUCACGAUCGCUUCCUAAAGGAUCAGUAUUGGGUAUAAAAGAAUUUAAAUUUUAUUGCUCAGAAUGCGUUUUAGCAUUAUGUAAAGAUACAAAUUUCUAAAUAAUGUACUUCUCCAGCUAUAUGCAGGAUUCCUAUAAAAACUCACAAAAUUUGUGAGAAUGUCUUGUUUGUUUUUCUAGAUGAAUCAACUGGUGUCCUUACUGUCAAAAAUGUUUCUCAAGAACACAGUGGCACAUAUAAAUGCUUUGCCAAGAAUCGGGUUGGUAAUGAUGAGUGUAUGGUCAGACUGGAUGCUGUUCCUCGUAAGUAUAUACUUUUAAAUUUCAAGUUGUUUUUUUUUUAAUUUUUUUAUUCAUUUAAUGACUUUGAACCUUUUGGCAAAAUCAAAACCAUGAGUUUUAUUCUUUGCCACAGAUACUUUAGCUUGCUGAAUUGGUUGUGAUACAAGGCAUGCCUCUCCUUUACUUGCAGAAGAGUAUUUGCUUUAUAUAUUUUUAAUAAGACAUAUACAUUCUGUCAUUGAAGAGUUAAGUUGGUUUACGGUUUCCUGUAUAGUCCUUGUGUACACCCGUAACUACCAAUUGUUGAUGUUUUAACCCAACUGGCAAGGCACUUUUAAGCAAUGGCAUUACCUGUAAUGAAGUGCAGACAAUUUUAAAAAUGUAAAAGCCAUACUAUGUAUUUUUGUUCUUGUUAGAUUAUUUAUAUGCCAAUAUAUAAUGUGUGUAUUUUUUUCAUAUUCCUCUACUCCCCCUCACACCCCCCAUGCACCUAUCCUGUCCUCCUCUUUCCUUCCUUCCUAUCUGUGGACUGAUCCCUUCUGUCUGUCUUUCCUCUCUCCUUUUUCUUUUCUUGCUCUUCUCUCCUAAUGUUACAAUAUUACAUUUGUAUUGUAUAUGGAUUUUUUUGUAUUUCUCCCUAUUUUCAGUUCCCUUUGGCCUCUAUCCUAUUUUGAUCUCAAGAAUCUAAUAUUGUCCUAUUGCUCCAGCCACUCAUUAGACAUAUAUUUACUUAUCACAUUAACAUUUGGAAUACCCCUCUGCAGCGCUUGCUUCCUUUUUAGGGGAGUGUGUCAUGAAAUUUAAUCUAAAUGAAGUAGUUAUGGUGCCAGGAGGCCCCCUUCCCCUUGGCGGACUCUCACCCCAAGAGGCUAAACCACCGAUGAACUCCCUCCACUCUCCCCCACCCCCCAGGUGACAUCUGGGUUAUGAAAUGUCAGUUUCAGGAAGUACAAAGUGCCACUGGGCAGGAGCUCUAAUCGGUGACUCCCCAUUCACUAAACUGGCUUGGAAAGAAAUGUGCCUUUUCCAAGUCAGUUUUUUUAAAAUGGUGUGUUACUGAUUGGCUGAGAGUUUUAACUGACUGUACUCAUCCAAUCAGCAGUAUUCCUGCCUGGCCGCCCUCUGCGCUUCCCGAAACACAAAUUUUUUGAAGUCGGAUGCUUUUGGGGGGAGCGGAGGUUGGCGCUAGCGGUAUCUUUGGGGUUAAACCUUGAGAUGGGAUUGAGCCCGGGGGCCUCCUGACACUAUACAAUUUAGAUCGAGUUGUUGUGGUGCCUAAACGGUACCUUUUUAAAUCAGAAACCAACUAAUACAGUAUUUAAAAAAAUAUAUAUUUGUCUUUUAGAUUCAAAUAUUGGUGGAAUAGUUGCUGGUGCAAUAAUUGGAACAUUAUUAAGUCUCGGGCUUGUGGGACUUCUGGUAUAUUUUUUCUGCAAGAAGAAAAAAGAGAAAAAAUAUGAGAAGGAAGUACAGCAUGAAAUCAGGUAAGCUUGUGCAUGGGAAUUACUGUAUUUAACAAAUUUAGCAUAUAAUGACCUUGCACUGAUUUAGAAACCCAAGUCUUAUGCUUUAUUCCUAUACUUCAAACUGUAUUAAAUUUAAAACAGAACUGAUACAUUUAAGCAAAAAAGAUGGAAAUUAUUUUAGAAUCAACUUUUAGCUAAAUUUUACAAUUCUGUUUUUAUUCCACUACAGUUUAGUGUUUGGUAAUUAGUUUUUUUUCCUAAAUUGAAAGGGUACCGGUCAUCCCACUUUCUGAUUUGCAGAAAUUAGAUCUUCUCCUUAUUCUGUCUAUACGUUGUGCUAGCCAGUGUAUAGUUUUUGCAAUAAACCACCUUUAAGAUCAUUCUCUAUGCACUUCAAGUUUUUUUAAAAAAAAAAGAUCAUUCUCUAUGCAGGGAACUAAAUAGAACUAGUUUAAAGGGUCACUCCAGACCCCUAAACAACUUUAGCUUGAAAAGCUUUGUGUGUGUCCUAUGUUUUUUCAUAUUGCAAAAAGUUCAGAUUUCGAUAGAAAUUGACACUUUUUUUACAAGUUAACCUGGUUACACCCCCUUGGCCUUCAAGCAGACAACAGGUAAUGUUACUUCCUGGUUUCGUUAGCGCAAUGCAGCGUACCUCAAGAGGUAGCAAUUGCCUAGAGCACCUGACUUUACAAAGACUUCUCAUUGAGCUGUAUUGGAUAACAGGUGAUUAGACAAUCAAAAGUCUGAGUUAGAAGGGGAGAGCUCACAAAGGCAGCAGACUAGAGAUCUGCAGGUUUUGCAAGCUGAUUUUUAGAUAUAUCCCAAAUGACAAAAAACAAAAUGCAUGCUAGUUUACAUUUGUGGUAUAUCUACUAAACAGUGAUUUUUAUUUUGGCAGUGGUGUGUCCCUUUAAGUUAAAAUAAGCAUUGCAGGUUCAUUUUAAGAUAUAAACCUGAUGUUAUGUUACAUUAAUAUUUUAUUUUUAUAGCACCAGCAAAGUCCGUAGUGCUGUAAUGUAAUUUCUUAUAUAUUUGUGAACUAGAUUGCGCAGCUUUUGCAGCUCAUGUCGAUAAGCAUGUAUUGCCAUUUGCCAUUACAGAGAAGAUGUCGCCCCUCCUAAAAGCCGCACCUCAACCGCUCGCAGUUAUAUCGGGAGCAAUCAUUCUUCAUUGGGAUCUUUGUCCCCAUCAAACAUAGAUGGAUACUCCAAAUCUCUUUACAAUAAAGUACCUAAUGAAGAUCAAGAACGUCCCCCAAGCCAAACACCAAACUUCGUGUUGCCUAAGGUAGCUGGUCCAAAUCUGAGUAGAAUGGGAGCCAUUCCUGUGAUGAUUCCAGCACAAAACAAAGAUGGUUCAAUUGUGUAAAUGAGAUAAAAUGGUCACUUAGUCUACAGAUGUGUGUGAAGGUUUGCAAAUGUACAAUUUUUCCAUCUCUAUCUUUAUUUGCCUUGGCAGCACCACUAUGUCAUUUGUAUUGUCAUUUUAUUUUUUUUCCUAACAUGCCCCCGAUGUUGGUAAAAUAUUGAAAGCAGAAAAGUGAAACUGGACAUAACUAGCAUGCGAUGUUCACAAAUUAUGUGGGUUCCUCCAGUUAUUUAAAAAUUGGCAAACCUAACUUAUUCACGUUUCAGAAACUUAAAAUGUAGUUUAUCUUGAUAUAGGCUACCCCCUCCUUUUCAAUUUUUUAUUAUGUAUAUGUGCUGUUAUUGGGUUGAACACCAUUUAACUGGACUUUGUUUUUGAAACACAGUUAUGAGUUUGUACUCUUAUUUGAGGGUUUUUUGCCAGUCCAGUAUUAGAUUUGCAUGUAUAGCUCUGUAUGAUUUUGAGGACGUUCAAAGUACACGAGACAAGCUUGUGUCUGUUUGCAGCCUCUACUUGCAUGAGUUUUGGGUAUGCUUGUUGAAGUGCAGGAAAGAGUUAAGUGUUGUGCUUUAAUUUUUAAUUUGCUUUAAAAUGUCUCCAGAUUAUUUACCAAUGGAAAGGUGAAAGGGGUUGGGUUGAAAUACACACUAAUCAAUCACAAGUUUAACCGCUUAAGGACACAUGUGUGACAUGUCAUGAUUCCCCUUUAGUCCAGAAGUUUGGUCCUUGAGGGGUUAAACAAAAUCUUUUUGAAAUAACUUAAAAUGGAAGCAGUGUUCCGUAUUGCUUUUUCUGAAAGGCUUACAUGUUUUAGUGUGAUCGCACCAGUUGCUGAAAGACUUCUAAGUAUAUGAUCUGAGAAGUUUUAAAAAUGGUGGUAUUGCUUCUAAAAUGCUGAGGAUCACUGCAAUAGCAUUUACCACUUUAAUAAGUCAUAUCUUUUUUUGCAUGUGAAAGGUCAAUAGUUGUUUUGUUUUGUUCUUGCCGGUUACCAUUUCAUGUAUAUUUGUUUGUAUUGAUCAUACAUUUCAUGCCAGCUUCCGGUCAGUUGUUGUAGUGAAACACAUAUCUAUCUUACCCUAACCGGUGCCUUUAUAACUAAAGCCUCAUGCAGUAAUGUAUCUCUUUAACCACGUGUGUGCCUAACUUUUUCAAAGGUGCUUUGAAUGUGAAGGUACGUGUUUUGUUUUGUUUUUUUUUUCCCUACUUCACGUUGAUUACAUUUUGUCUUUGUCAAAGCCUUGCUCACAACCAGGGUGAAUUCAAACACUUGCAAUUAAAUGUGCUCUUUCAAAAUGAAAGCGAAUUGGCAAAUAAAAUACCGAGCUUGGGAUAUUGCCAAAAGAUCAUCCUGAGUGUGACUAAUGGUUCUCCCGCUGCAUUUUCCUGCCUUCUUUCUUGGACAAAAUUCAGCUGUAAAGUAGUAGAUUUCUAGUGUUUUUAACAUGUCAAAUGAUUUACAAAAAAAGUUUGUCAAAACAUUUUUGUAUUUUUUUGUAAAUUCUAUACAAUCUACUUUGGGUAACCUUUUUAUUCUUUAGUGAGACCAGAUCUUCUAGUCACUUUGUUACAUGUCUAUUUAACUACUAAAACUACAUUGCAUGUGUAAUUUUUCAGGCUGUUAAACCUGAAGAUGGACUUUUUUAUGAAACAUUUUGCUGAUUUCCAAAGGCAGUUGUGUAAAUAGUAUGAAUAUAUUUAUCUUGAUUAUUAUUUUUUUUUGCCCCCAGUAGUAAUACGUUUAAAACCAUUAUUCAAAUCAGUAACUCUGCUCCGAUAUCAUUAUAUCAACACAUUUGUACUACAUAUUUGAAGUACAAUAGACUUUUCUUCCAGUUUAUCUAAUAACUAUUUACACAUUGACUCUGCCAGAACACACUAAACAGGAUAAGCUGAUCAGCUUGACUCCCACGAUGCUUUCACAGUAUAAUGGGAGUUGUGCUCUUUUGCACAAUAGUAAGAGUAAUAAAUGCUAGAUCCUGCUUAUAGCUUUCCUAAUUUUUAUUUUUUUCUUUUUUUUUUCUUUUGUGACAAUUAUUUUAUUUUUAUUUUUUUUAAGGAAAAAAAAAUGUACGCUAAGGGCUUUCACUUGUGUAAUAUUUUGGGUAGUUUGUGACAUUUCUGUACUUUUUAAAAUAAAUAUUACUGGUAAAUCCAUACUUGUCUGUUUUUCUGCGUUUUGUCCAAUAAAAACUUACAAUUUCUGUCAUUUGUGGGGUGCAAGAAAACUAAUCAUCCUUUUCUGUUUCUCAUAACAUUCAUUAAUUGGCAAUUCGGUUUUUAUUCUCUGUUCUGUGAAUAACCAAAUCAUUGGAAAAUAAAACUUCAUUUUUUUACUUUUCAUUAAUUGCUUCUGUAAAUCUGCUACUGUUUCUAUAUCUUUAAGGGACUAUUUAAGAAAUUGGACAUAAAAUUAUUUCACUAGAGGAUGACUUUUUGCAGUGGACAUUUAAGUGUGUUGUUUGCAUCUAAUCCAAUGAACCUUAAAAAAGCAACAUGUGAAGGUUUAAUGUUUAUUUGAAAUCUUAUCACUUUUCAUAACAAUUUUAUUUUUAGUUAAGGUGGAAAACAAAAAUAAACAAAUGUUGUGUAUACUUUAUAAACCCCAAUGAUCACUUUUUAAAUAUCCCAGGUUUUAAGUACUAUUGUAACGUCCCUAAAAGUUUAUGCUCACCUGCCAAUAACGUCCAGGCAGCCUAUAUAGGGAAGUCCUACAUUUAUGCCUCUCUGGUUGUAUUCAAAACCUCUGACACUAAAGUGGAUUUUCUUAGGAGCCCAUACAAAUGAAUAGGUCUUGUGGAGAGUAAACCACUGCGUAAACAAAAUAGAUUAAAACCAAAAAUAUUAACUGUGUGUUGAAGUGAAAAUCCCUUUACACCUAUAUGUAAAUCAUACAAGUAGCCUGUGCUCUAACCCAGGGCUUGACAAAUUUUACUUAAUCUAGGAGCCAGCUAAAAAAGUUAGGAGCCAUUUUUUUUUUUCCUGACGUGUUGGCAGUACUGUGCUUCCUAAUUGAGACAAGCAUCUGCAAGAUAGGUGGUUAAGAAAAGUCUCUCCCCUUUACCCUAUAAAGGGCUUCCCUGGCAAACCCACCUCAGUUCUUACUUGUCCCAGCACAGGACAGAUCAAGCGUCUGUUGGAGGUGAGGCAUACAGGUUGCUGGGGGAGGUAGCCCAAUUGCCGCCCAGGUGGUAGGCUGUGCGGUAUGGCUCCGUCCAGGGAGGUUCCAGAGCCCUUUGUUUAACUUUGCGCGGAGUAUGUUCCGGCAUGCGUGAACUGGAACUUCCGGGAAACCGCUGAGUGCGCUGUGCUGUUCCCUCUGGCAGCAGGAAGCUUGUCAGAAGGGUUCCCGGUGUCACCAACCCCCCACACGGCUCAGUGGCUUUCAAGGUAAGAUUAGUUGAUCUUUGCCUUAAUCUGUUCUGCUUAAAAUUGCAAGUUAUGGAUGGAAUAUUUUUGCAGAAAGUGGACUGUAUGUGCAAGAUGGACUGUUUGUACACCGUGGAAUGCCUCUGCUAUACUCUGCUUUGCUUAUUGUAUCUGUGCUACUCCCCUUAUUAUGGUUCUGCGGUUUAUAAAUAUGACCAAGGUGCUGCAAUUUCUUGGGUAAUAUUAAGCAGAGAAUAUGCAAUCAUUCCUAUCUAUGAAUUCUUAUAGAGAAUCAAAUAGUGUAUCAGCUGCUCUGCCUGAGAUGUUCCGCAGGUACCGAAGAUAAGCGUCCUUCGAUUACUACUAAUGUCUGGCGAAUGUUUAUCUACCUCUUCUUAAGACAUGUCUGGUUCAUCAUACUGUGUGGAGUUGGUUCCCACCUGAUGUACUGAGAAGGUUCAUUAGGAAUGUAUCGGUCAUGGCGCAGGAUAAAUCUGCUAAACUUUUAAUGAGGGUUAUCUGUUCCUCAAACCCCAUGUCUUUCUUAUAUACAGAAAUGGGAAUACUAUGUGUAACGAGCCUUUCUUGCCCGACGUUUAAUAUGUUUACCAUCAAAUGGGUGAAUGUUACACUGGGAAUCCAUAAAAUUCUGCAGAAGUAGCUGCUUUUAAAAACCCUGUCAUCAAGAAGGCUGAGACAUCUUGCAGGCAAUCUUUCCAGACUGUUGGGUUUCAGUAUGGGUCUUUGCUGGCAGGUGCAGCGGUGUCCAAAACUUAUAACUUUGUUUACAAUCGUUAAUGGAGGUUAUUUAAGUCUCCUGGUAAGCAGCUUGUCAGUUUCCUGUUUAAUUUGAGAUUGUCACAUAUUUUAUAUGGAUUUGACUAAUAAAAUUUGACAAUGACUGCCAGGCUCAUGGGUUGAUCUGUUUCCCUUAUAUCCUGGUGGCUUAAUCUUGGACGGACGAUCAGCGUCCUUUUUAGAUCCCCUGUUUACUCCCAUGUCGGAAAAGGGGAAAAAAAGCUGUACCUCAAGACAAGUAGAACUAGGCCGGACAUGGGUAGGCGUUUCGGACACCAAGAAGCUUGGAGGUGUAAUCCUGCAUUUCUAUACGAAGUGUUGAUAGCUCAGUGGGUUUAGACAUUGUUCAACCCUUGGGGUUCACAGGUUUGUUUUCCCUGCAAGGUUGAUUCAACCCUUCAUCCCUUUGAGAUAGAUGACUGGAGUACCAUUCAAUGGAGUCACUUAACAUUCCCAGGAUGCAUUUGGGAACCAGUAUUUAUCUUAAUGUCUCUUGCCUGGCUUUUUAGUGUACCCUACUUGCAAUCACGGAUUGCUUGAUCUAGGGCACCGCUUGCUCUUUUAAAAUCUGCCCAAUCCAUAAUCUUGCGAACAUCUGAUACUCUAUUUACAGAAACAGUGUUCCUGUUGGAUUCAAGGAGUUUGAUAUAUGGUUCUGUGAAAACAUGAAGUUUGUUGGGUUCCUCAGGAAUCUCCUGAUUAUCAAACUCUGAUCAUUCCUUUAAACCGGUUAUGAAUUUAAACAAAUUGGUUGCUCUCCUGAGCUUCAGAAUUUGAACUUCUGCUUCUAUAACUCUGAUUCUGCAGAAAGGAAUUUCAUGGUGUAUAUAAAUCAGAGAUAUAUUCCCACAUAUCCCUAUUGCGGCCCCUCAAUAAGUUAUCUGAAAAUACGCCAUAAUACGUGGAUUGUAGAGAUCUCAUUGCUUUUCAAAACGCUCCCAUAACAGCAUAUUUUAGGGAACGAGGCAUUCCCUACUUGGGAAUUUGGCUACUUAUUGCUUAUUGGGAUGUUUGCCCUUUAAGUAUGUUUUGGGUAGCUAGCAGAGCGCUACAGCAACACUGUUGGAUACGGAGACUAUAAAGUAUUUUCUUCUUCUCCAGGAAACAUAGGGGUUUUUGAGGUUCAUGUUAACUUUAAAACAUUACCUCUGCAUUUACUGCAGUCCUAAAGGAAAGGUCCAAUUAUUAAUAAAGUGAAAAUUCCUCCAUAAGGACAGGAAAUGGGAUUGCUGGGAUGUCUGACAUCUUCAAUUCCUCCAAUCUUUUGGGCAAAAUCUGGAUGUGGCCGCUACAGUGGAAAAUUCUCUCCUCUGGGUCAAAGUGUGGAAAUCUUUUGGAUUUCUGUCUCCUAAACACUCUUUGGGGAAAAAAGCAGAAGCUGUCCUUUCUGCCUAUAGAAGGCGUAAGUUUCACCACAGAAUGCAUCGAACACAGGCUGGGUCGCAUGUCUAAAUUCUCUGUCAGCGUUCUUGGUCCUAAGAAAAAUAGUCCAUUAAUUUCAGAGCUUUUAAGGCAGUUUUUCACUCCCCUCACCGAUUCAGAUAUUUGUUGAUUUGAGGGACCUAUUACAAUGCAGUCAGACCACAACACUGUUUCCCUCACGUCAACAACAGACAGGCAAGGUCUGUUUCAGCUAUGUACCAAAACUGUGUACUCGGCUCAAGAUCUCUGGGAGGUCCUCUCUCCAUUCCACUCAUGAUGUGUUGACAAUGUCAUCACCUACAACCUCAGCACAAUAAAUGUAUUUAUGUACUAUUUUAGGGGGAAUUUUUAGUCUCUGUAUGGCUCGCUUGUUGUACAUAUUAUACAAGCUCUCCCUCACUUUCUCUAUUUUUUUUUUUUUUAUUUUUUUUUCGUGUGUGUGUGUUUAUAUUAUGUAUCUAUUUUAUCAUAUUAAUCCUUUUAAAUAUAAAUUAUUAUUUUUUUGGCUUCCUAAACGACAUAUAUCCCAGGUGGGGAUCAUGCCACCAAAGCGCUGUAUACUAGAGCAGGUAUAUGCUCUAGUUCAUGUGAAGAAGAUACCUACCUUUUCAUAUAUCCACUACCACUUUGAUAUACAGAUUGCACUAGUUGAUAUCCUAAUUUUUGUCUUUGUCUAUUCUACCACCACUGUAGCUGAAAAUAUAUCCAGUGACGGGGAUUGUACCAUCUAUAACCUACACAGCAGAGCUCUUUGUAGCUCUAUAAAUUUUGAGUGAGUUUUUGCUAUAGCACUCUACUGUACUAAGUUAAAGACAUACUGCACUAUUUUUGUUUCUUUUUCUUUGAGAUACCAUGCACUGUAUAACAGCCAAAUUCAUAGACUUUGAACAAAAAUGUAUGUACAUAUGAUUUGUUUGACCUUAUUUUUGUACAUUACUGUGUUUUAAGGUGCGGUUAUCUAUUUUUUGUAUUUGUCUUCUGUCUCUAAUCCUACAAGGUUUUGGGGAAUCCUUGUUAGAUUUACUGCUGCCUUAAAGAAUAUAGUGAGCACCAAGUUUUUUAGUUUUUUUUUUUUAUUAUAUAAGAGCAGUGGUUCUGCCAAUCUUUCCAUACUGGCCAAACACAAGCCAAUUUUCAGCCUUGGUGCUGAUGACUUUCAAGUUUGGGGAUCUUCCGAUCUCAAACACUUUUGGAAGACAGGAUAUCCUACUGGUAGUGUUGAAUAGGUUCUUAUUGACGGUAGGGCACUGCAUGGUGGAUCCUUCAUCUCCUGAGUCUUCAUGAGUCAGUCCACUUGUUGCGUAUAAUCUUCGUCGUUCCGCCUCUAACCUUUUACAUGAGGAUUUGGGUAGAGUUGGGUAGAACGUUAUUGUCUUCUAGUUCUUUCUGAGAAGGGAUUGGUCUUCGUAUAUACUGGUUAGAAGUUUAUUUAAAGCAAUAGGCUUCUUGAGCCACCCAGGAAGUUCUGUUUCCCUCCUGGGAUCUUUCUUCAGUCUUUCAGGUCCCCUUUUCCUUUGGAGGGGUUCCUUUUAAUAUGCUAAAGCUUAACCAGCAUUCUUAGUGGCCAUUACCUUUGCCAAGAGAGUAAGCGAGCUUCAGGAUAUAUCUUCAGCGGAAUUUCUAAUAUUCCAUCAGGGUGAAAGUUGUUUCAUCCUAAAACUUUACUUCUUCCAGAGUUAUCUUUUAGAGCCGUUAAUCAGCUCAUCCUUCUAUAAUUAUGCCAACUCCCUGCUGGAACUAGUUGGCAUAUUCUAGAGUUUAAAAAGGGCAUUUCAGAUGUACCUCUCAAGCCAAACUCAGAUCAGAUCACCUGUUAACUUCUAGGACAGUUUUAAGGGGAAUGAAACCUCUCAUAAUUCUAUUUCUCUUUAUUUCGUCCAUCAUAUGACCUAUGCUUCAGUAGUUUUGAUUCGCCAGUGUCUUUCACAACGCAUUCCACAAAGGCAAUGGCCACUUCGUGGGCAGAGAAAAGCUCUUGCUUCACCCGAUGAAAUCAUCAUGGCUGCUUCUUGGUCAGCUUUUAGCACCUUACAAAAUGUCAGGCAUUUUCAGGCUAGAUGUACUCUCUGCCUCUAAAAUUGCGUUAGGGCGUAGGUACUUCAAGCUGUUUAGGCAUAAGGCCCACCCGAUUGGGAAUCUUGUUAUAUCCUAUACGUACUGUUACCAUAUGUGUAAAAAAAAAAAAUUACUCACCAUAAAUUAUUUUUUUCUUAAUAUGGUGGCAGUUAAAAUCUCCCUCCCUCUAAAUUACAAUUUUGCUUGCAGUGUGUGGAUUAGGUGUGUAUUCUUGCUAUGACUGAGGUGGGUUUGCUGGGGAAGCCCUUUAUAGGGUAAAGGGGAGGGACUUUUCUUAAUCCCCUAUCUUGAAGAUGCUUGUCCCAAUUAGGAACCACAACCCAUAUGUACUGCCACCAUAUUAAGAGAGAAUUUACGGUGAGUAAAGACUUCUGCUUUUUAACGGACACUAUAGUCACCAGAACCACUACAGAUUAAUGUAGUUGUUCUGGUGCCCUUAGCCUGUCCCUGUAGCCUUUUCAAUGUAACCGCUGCAUUUUCAGGGAAAAGUGUUUACUUUGCUGCCUACUAAGACCUCUACUGAUAGUCACUUAGACGGCCACUGGAGCUGAAUGUUACCCAUAGAGAUUUCCAAGCAGGCUGGCUACAACGCUCCAUGAGCCGACAGCUUCCAUGCUCCCGCAGGCGGGUACUUUAGGUAAAAGGAUGACAAAUCCCAGGCACCAGGGCAAAAUUUCUAGUCGACCUGGCGCCCGGGAUUUGUUGAGCCCUGCUCAUCAGUGUAUGGUUUUAAAUAUGUUUUUUAGUACCCUGUAAUGUCCCUCAAAAUGUAAACUCCUCUACCAACAUCAAUACAAAAAUCUCUUUGGUUUUCAACUCCAAUCAUGAAUUAUACAGACGAAACAGAAUAUCCUGUAAAACAUUACUGAACAUUGUGCAAACUACUAUAGUAGUCAAGAGUCUAAACUGCUAAUCCAAUUUUUAAUUACAGAUUCAUUUUAACCUUAAAUAGCUGUCUAAAUGAUGGACCUAAAUCAUGUCUAGGAAGUAAUUACCACUUUGAGGCAUGUGAUAAGCUUUUAGUGAUGUUUAAAUGAAUGUCUCCAUGUCUAUUUAAAAAUGUUUUUAAGACAAAGCAAUAAUUAAGUCUAUUGGACCCUAACAUUUGGCUAUCACGUUUCUCUAUGAUAUGUGUAAACACAUCCAAAGGAGAUUUUCUAGUAAACAUGGCUUUUCCUCUGGAGUGAAAUGCAAAAAGCAAUUAGCCCUUUUAAAACCUAAAUUCUUUUUUGUUCAUAUCAAAAUGAAGACCGGAGAUACAUUUCCUUUUUAGCGAAUCCAGAAAUAUUAACUCUUGCGAUGUAAGCAGGGCAGAUUGUAUUAUUUUGUGCCCCCCCUCCUUCUAUUAUCUAAAUAUUCAACUUUAAGGCAUACUCAGUUGAGGUAAUAGAAAUAACAGUUUGGAUCCGGGAUAGGCGACCUGCACUCCUCCAAGUGUUGUGGACCACAUCUUACAGACAUAAUGCAAAGCAUCAGAUAAAAUGGAGUGCACAACAUCUGGAGAGUCGUAGGUUGCCUACUCCUGGUGUAGAUGGGCAGUACUGCGCUUCUUGAAGUUUUCUGAAAAGUAGCAACAUUGACUUAAUAUAGUUAUUUAAAGUCACGUGCCAAACAUGUGUAGCUCUUGCAUAUCUCACUAAUUACUAAUUGGUAUGGUAAUGCUUCCAAGGUAGUAUACCAACUCGUAUAAUGUUGGGGUGUUAUUCAGUAACGGAGUGUCAGCAAAUGUUAAAACUCUUGGUGUGAGGUGAUAUGAUUAUGUUGAACCAGUACUCCUGGCACCAUAACCACUACAGUACAAUGUGCUUCUAAUCCAUGCAGUAUCCAAUUAAUGCUUUAUUUUUUUCCAUGUUUAGCUUUUUUUCUUCCCUAAUUAUAUUUUCUAGUACGCCUAGUGUUUCCUCUACAGUGGACAAUCAAUCGUAACCCUUUAAUGACAGGGCUUUUAUGCAGUCCUAGAAAUAGUAGGCUUUAACACCUCUUGGGAUAGAGUGGAACUUACUUUCCUUCCAGCUUUGGUGUGAGCAGGGUUAAAUCCUUGGGUGCACCAUGGAGUCCAGGUACAAACAGAUAUUGGGCUUACUGGCCACAAGCUGACAGAAGGGAUAUGAAAAGUGCCCAAAGUGAGCGCGGAUACACCCAUUUGAAAAUAUCAUAGCCAAAAUCUGUGUUUAGCCAUGCACUCGCCAUGUCCUAUCGGGGGAGACCCACAGGACCUAAAGAGACCCUGAUAGUCUUAUUGUAACCUUUCAUGUGUCUGAUCAAACCACCAUUGUGAUCAGACAUCCGUCUCAAUGCAGAAAGAGGUGUCUGAUUCCUAUGUGUGAUCGGGCCGAGCAAACUGCAGCCUAAAAACAGACUCUCUGAGCCUGUCACAGAGCUAUACAGUGUACAGGGAGAGAAACAGUGUUUUUCCUCCUGAUGUUUAGAUCUCACAAUGUACAGCAGGAAAGCCAUGGAGAUAACAUCAAACAGGGAUUCCCUACGAAUAGCAGAUCCAUGGCGUCUGCAUCUCCGUUUAUUUAAAAAACAAAAUUGUAAUAAUGAGAGAUUCUUCCCUUUUACUGAAUUCUUUGGGUAAGGGAGCGUUCCAGUUCCAAGGUUCCAAUGUAUUUCGAAAAUGUUAUAUUAGAAAUACAGUAAUUUGGAACCUGUUACCCAAAAACAUCUAGGCAUUUGAUUUAUUCAAACAUUAGAACAAAUACACAUUUUGAUGUAUUUCUUUUUCUUAGCUACAUAAAAAAAAUACUACCAUAUUACAAAAAAAUUAUAUUUUCGUGCUUUCACCCGUUUUUAUAUAUUUUAAUCAUACUAAAUGAUCAUUCACAAAAACACAUACGUAUGUAUUGUCAAAAAGCCCUAACUGUCCUUUAAAAAAUUAUGAGCGUAUUGGAUUCACGUAAAGGAUCACUGAAACGUUUUUAAUGCCUUUUCAUCUGUUAGAAUAUGCUAUUUUGUUUAUAUCUUUAUUCAUGUAUGCUGAAAUGUUUUAAGUUUACUUACUGUACCUUCCUGACUCCCUUUUGAGACUGCUAUAGUUAAGCACCUUCUGUCACAUUAUCAAUUAUCUGACCUUAUGUUCCUAUUGUGCAGUGUUAAGUUGCUUUUCAUAAUCCCCUGAAAGCUGUAGGCAGAAACACACAAUUUUGAAAAGCAACAGACUUGCAAAUAAGUGAGCAUCGGGUCAAACAAGUCACAGUCCGGCCAAAGGUACAUAAAGAUGGCUGUCUGAAAGGGGGAGUGGGAAAGAUAGUGAUUUCUUCAAAUAUUUCAACAUACAUUUUUCUUUUUUAUGGUAUAUUAUAUCAAAGAAUAUAUCAAGAUAUUAAACUAUUAAAUAUGGAAGUGGAAAAGUACAGUAAAGCAAGCAUGUAUCAAAAUUCGAUGUUUCCUAUUCUCUUCCUCUCGCAGAAUCAGUUUUUCUUUUCUUCCCAUCUGAUCUAGUUUUCUUUAAAACAUAAGACAAAGUAGAACUGUAUUUAAUAGAGGGGGGGUCUCUUGGGACACUUAGUCAAUUUGUGUUAGGACGAGAUUAUGGCAUUUUUUUUUUUUAAUUCAAAAGAAUGAAAUUCCAGCUGUUUAGUAAAUUGCUCCCCAAUAAAAAGCAAUCUACUAAAAGGCUGAAAGACCAAAAUUGAUAUUAUUAGGGUGAGGGGGAUAAGUAGAACUGUAUUUAAUAGAGGGGGGCUCUUAGUCACUGAUGGGGGGGCUUUAUUUUUACAAUUACUCCCCACCUUCACAUUGCACGGUGUCUUGUGGGGAACACUAUGUCCGACUGUCCCCCGUUAUUUUAAUAGGUGACCCCACUAUUACAACAAUGAGCAGCCAUUGUUGUAAUGUACCCCAAUUCCCCCUGCCCCCCCCAAAGUAAAACAGGUAUGGCCAUGACAGUGCCGCUUUAAGGGAAUCCACUGUUUUUAAGAGGUUGUAACCUGUAUUCUUUUGUCUCCUGUUUUUCUUUUUGAAACAUAACAAAUUCCUGAAAGCUAUGCACUGAAUGUUUAUCGCCACCUGCAGACUAAUACUAACAUUGCAGUCUUUUAUAGAUAUUUCAAGCACCUAAAGGAACACAAUAAUGUUAGGAAUACAAACCUGUAUUCCUGACAUUAUAGUACUGGUGUGCUUAUUUAGGUCUCUGGCCCCCUGUCAGUGAGAAAGUGAGCUUUAGGCUUGGAUUAUACCGUCGGAUCUCAAAGUGAACGCUGCUUAUAGAUCUUUAAAUGUUGCAGUAGCUUGAUCUCGCUGCCGCUGUAAAUUUACUAGUCAAUUUCGCCCUCCUGCAUCCUGUCACUGUCCACCCCUUGUGUCGGGGAGACCCCCAGGCUCUGAAAAGACACCCGGGAGGGCUCCCUGCUUGCCCCUCUGUUGCAGGAUUAGUACUGGUCUCUCAUGCUGCAAUCACACUGUAUAGAAGGUUCAGCAGAGGGAUUCCCUUGAGAGGCGGUAUUGGGAAUUAUGGAUAGGAUUAGAGCAGGGGUCCUCAAACUCCGGCCCCCCAGAUGUUGCUGAACUACAACUCCCAUGAUUCUCUGGCUAUCUAUGUAAUUCAAAGAAUCAUGGAAGUUGUAAUUCAGCAUCAUCUGGGGGACUGGAGUUUGAAAACCCCUGGAUUAGGGGUUGUGUUAAGGGAAAAGUUACGGUAUACAUGUGGGGUAUCAUUGUACUCUAGAACAGUAGCAGAAUACAUAUAUGCUGUGUUUGCAGCAUAUUUCAAGCGAGGAGUAUAACUAAUCAGAUGCAAGGCUACUACUGAAAGGAAAAAAAACACAUGAGAUUGCCACUUUAAUUUUUAUGGUCUCCUUGACACUGUUGUUUCUUCGUCUCAUCCUAUCUCUACUUCAGUAAGGUUUAUUUCUGAUCCCUUGUGUUUAUACACUUUAUGUUCCACUUGACAAUCAAAUUAUGACUUGAUUUCUGUAUCUUCUAUAUAUGAAGAUGACACUUAUGUAUUCUCUGCUUCCCUGCCUGUUUUUUUUGUCCAACACAGUUCUUUCACCAGCAACAAACACUUUUUUAAAAAAAAAUUUAUAUCAAUCUCCCUUUAAAAAGGCGCUAUCGGGGGGCGGGGCCUGACUGCCAAGAUGGCCGGACGCACUCUCUGACAGCUCCGGCACCAGCGGGCACAAAAUCACGAAUCCCGAUCUACCGGGCAAUGUCAGCAGAGCAUGGUGCCAAGGAAUCGAUACAGGACCCUGCACGGAACAUAUCGAUACCUGUCCCGCAUCAAAACAGGAAACGAGUGCCUGAACCAACCAUGAGGCCUAAACAGGAGCGGAGCCUAAAGCAUGGGGGAGGCGACCGAUGAUCUGGCAAGAGAACCGCUCACAAGCAUGAAUCAAACGUUGCCCUGCCACCGCCCCCCUCUGGACCGGCAGGGAAUAUCCCGGUCCAUGCAGGGGGUGCCCAUCCCCGCAAAGCUACGUGAACAAGCGACAAAAACUGUGGUGAAACGAAACCGCCAGGGCUCAGGCAAGAUGGCGCUACGGGCACGGCUGGCGACGCAACGCACCCGUUUACAGCCACCCAAGCACACCUUGGACUUCUUUGAUCAGCUCUGCGCAAGCCUCUGGACGAAGCUCAGGGCCAAAGGUCAGGCCUUUAAACUAGCAAGGGGACUGGCGGCAGCAUGGAUUCGCCCAGCAAUCCGGUGACACCUGUGUGGACUCCCGCCAAGUACCACUAGGGCGGCCUCCCGACGGCACCGGCAAACAAGAUAGCGGGAAAAGGCUACAUGUCCCGCAUGCGUUGGCGCUCACUCGCACACACACCAGGGCAAAGCCAGCCAGCAUACCCAAGCUGUCUACCGCGCAGAGACCUUGGAGACUUCCGACCUCCAUGCUAACCUCACCAACCCCCGAACCCCAGCCUGCGACAGCAAGACUCACCAGAACGGUGAACACCGCACAGGGGCCUCAGUAAGGGUCCAGCGAGAACAACCACAGGCUUUAACCCCUUGCACGCUCGCAAACGAGGGAGACAGACACCUGUACACCUGUAGCUUCCCACUACAGGGCAUCGGCUGAGCAGUCUGCAGGGAGGCUCACAGCAUGCACAGGACACACAGAUCCUUUUGUGUGAUUAAACUGUUAACUGCAAGUAGUCUGAUUAUGGACAGAUUCUUACCAUUGCCUUCUUACCCUGAUGCAUAUUAGUCACAGCUCUAUACUACCAAACACAUCCCUUAUACGCUAAUAUAUAGGACAGUGAAGCUCAUAUGACAUUUUACUCAAAGGCUCUGUCUUGUAUGCAGCAUACUCCUGUAUUGUAUUUUACUUACUCUUAAAGAAUAUUGUAUAGACCUAGCAUGCUUACACACUGUGCGCCCCAGCAUAGCGUUGCGCUUACCUCUACUCAUUUACUAAGUAGAUAUGCAUUCAAACGACUGAACAGCAAUACCCAGUAUAAUGUUACCUCAGCUUGUUCUCUACCAUGUUAAUGACUCACGGAAAUCUGUGUAAAUACACACUAGCAUUCACCCAGAACGUAGGUUUAGACCGAAACGUUUUGUUUUAGUUUAGGCUUGUUGCCCAUCUACAUUACUUACUCCUUAACUAUAAUAACCUGUAACCGAUUAGCAAGCGAAUGCGAAGACAGCACUUAGAACUAGCCUGUAGCGCACACUGGAAUGUGCAUAUAUACAUGAUUUGCGACGCCAGCAACUAGUCAAUAUGCCGAACAAGCCUACUUAAAGUUUGAACACUCACUAAAGUUGCUUAUGUAAGUUGAUCGUAUUACUUAACAUUGGACUCAGAAUAUGCGCAGUUACACGACAACCUUUAUACUUAAAAAUGUGUGCACUGUUAUUGCAUACCCCAUUGUUAUAAUUGUAAUGAAACUAAUGUGUGGAGUGCUGUUGGGGUACCACACGCAUGUCUGUUCAACACAUAUGCACUACAAAAAUAAAGAAUUAAAAAAAAAUGUUUUUUAAAAAAAAGGCACUAUAAUUUUUCUUGUGGAUUUGCCUUUCUAAAGCCCCUUGUACUAUAAUGAUUAUACCCCCUUCUUGCAACGUGCAUUUAUUUAUAUUAUCGUUUCUUCCUUGUGCUAGAUCUGGGUGCCGCCAUUUUGUUCUCUGCUAAGAUGUUUGCUGUUCUGUGGAACAUAUUUUACUGAUGAGUUGUGGGUAAAUUUGACUGGCAAUGGAAACCGAGUCUUGCUUUGAGCUUUCUGCCAUUAUCCAGUUUUGUCAACUUGACUUCUUUACAUAAGGAACGGUAGUCCCUACUUGGAGCACUCAGGAACAAAAGUAAAAUGAGAUUCAGAAGCAGGGAACUAUGGGGUAACAGAUUAGAUAAAGAGGAAAAUUGUUUCAUACUUCCCACAAUUUUCUUUUCCUGAUAAUUAUACAUAGCAGCAUUUACUUAUGGUUAACUUCUUCCAUCAAAGCAGAAAUAAUUUUUUAAUUUUUUUCUCAUAAGUAGAUUCACCCCUUUGCAUCCUCCGCUCUGCCUCAAUCCUUCUUUGAUUUGCCCUGCUUGGGACCUAUGCCCAAACAGGGCAAAACUCAUCGGUGACGUUGGCAUGCUGGCUGUGGUGCCAGUGUAUCGUCGUCAGGACAGAGUAACGUCACAUCAUUUUGUUAUACUCCCUAGCCAACAUUAAAAAAAGAAAAAAAGAAAAAAGCAGCAUUUAGAGUUCCCAUAGUAACCAUAGUGCAUGCACUGUGGUUGCUAUGGGUAGAGAGCAGAGGGACUGCCUGUAGGAGGUCUUUUCUGCUUUUUCUUGUCAGUCAAUGCUCGGGAUGCCGAGGCAUUGACUGGCAGCUAGGAGGAAAUCCUAUUUUUAAAUAGGCUUUUCUCCUAAUGUAUACAUUUGCUAGCAAAACUGCUAGCCCAAUGUAUCGAUAAAAUCUUAUUCUCAAUCUAAUGAGCAUAAAUUGUUUUGGGGCAUGACUGGUGCUUUUUAAGAAAAUUACAUCAAUAAAAUAGUACUGAGCAGUACAGUAGAAAGCACAGAAACCUCCAUUUUCCAUUUUAGGCACCAUGAAAUGUUAUUGAACAUGUCAUGUUCUGUAAAGUUUUUGGACUUCGCACAUGUAGGAUUAAAAACUGUAAAACAAACAGGCUUAUUUGGUGCCUACUAUGUAGGCAGUAAAUCUGCUGCCAGGUUGAAUCAAUACAUUAUCUUUGUGCAAAACAAAGUCAAACAUAAAUUCAACAACUGAAUUGUGGAGCGCAAUUCAAUAAAUCCUGAGGCACGAAAUUGAUCUCCAAAUAAAUAUUGACCCAUUGGCUGCUUAAGCACCCACUGGUAAAUAAUAAAUUAUCUAAUGAUCAGGAGGAGGCAGGAAUGGCUUGUUUUAUAUUCACCUCACAGUGCUGAAUGAAGGAAUGAAGACAAAAGUGGGUUUUUGUAUCCCUCGUGCCCAUUGUAACUAUGAGGGGAGAGCCCCAGCCUCUUUUUUUUUUUUUUCAAAAAGUGAAUAUAUGAUUGUUCUUAGCAGAGGCCUUCAAAUAACCAAGGCUGCCAUGCAAAACAUACCUCUUAUUCUUGGAAUGGGUAAACUUGCCACAUUCACCUAUAAUAUGGGCAUCACCCAUUAACCCCUUAAGGACCGAUGACUGUUGAGGACCAGUGACGGUCCUGAACCGUCAUAACGGUAUUGGGGUGCUUACCUGAUCACCACCGUUACCCCAGCAGCGAUCAGCGUUUCGCUUGGUCUGGGGGGACUGCCUGUCUGCCCAGACAGUCUCCCCGCGGCCACGUGAUCGCUCGAUCACAUGGCCGCAAUAGGUAACUGUAUAUCUGCCUGCAGGGGGACUGCCUGUGUUUACAUACUGUCCAUUAUCACCUGUAAUGGCAGUCCCUCAGAUGGCCACUAGAGGUGCUUCGUGGGCCACUGCUGCACAGUGGUUAGAAGAGAGCAGAUCAGUGGUUCAUUACAGGAUGUUCUGUUUGGACAUGCAUAAGUGAUAACGGGGUGCAUGUGUGCUAAUCACCAUAAUCCUCCAACAUGUUUUUUUCAUAGAGAAGGUCUGAAUUCAAUGCCUCUCUAUGAGAUGCAUUUGUGUGUGAUGACAACGAAUGCAUAGACAUUCAAGAGGGUUGGAGAAAGUGCUUCUAAUUGCUCAAAUAACUUAUAAUCACUGCUAUAUUUUGUACAUUGGAUAAACAGAACAAAACACAGAGGUAAAUAAAUUAAAGCAAACCGUAAGAAAAAGCCACUUUUUGCAACUUUCUUUAAAUAUAAUGGAGAGAAAAAAAUAAAUGUGAGUUUCCCCACUGUUGUGGGUGUGUAGUUUUCACAAACCAUUGUGUUGGGAUAGGUGGGAUAGGGGCCUUACCACAUGCUCCUGCAUGCUUCUAGAUCCCAAGAGGGACACUUUCAUUUUAAGAGUGUGAGUGGCCUGGAGCAGGACUGUCCUGAGAUAUUUUAGGUGAUUUACUAAUAUGACAAUUUAUACAAUAAAAUGUAAGACAAAACUGCAACAUUUCAUAUCUACACAAACUGAUUUCUAAACACAUUCAUUGCAGUUUAGACUAUUACUGAGAUGCACCAACAAUACUGAGCUUUUAAAAGAGAGGGACAGAAGGAUUUGGGCCUAAAAUAAGCACUACCCCUUAUAAAUGGGGACACUUGGGAGUUAUGCUCCGGAAUGUCCCUUGAGUUGUGUCAAGCUGCUCGAGAACAGGUUGAAUGGUACCAGGGGGGAAAACAGACCAAUUUAAUAAGAGAGGAUCAUGUAUGUACUGGACUAAAAAGGAAAUCUAAAAAAUUAUCUUUCAUUAAAGUAAAACUCUGGAGCAGCUGCAAUCAUUUACUUAGUUAAUAAAUGUAGGUUUCCUUUUAAAGAUAUAUUAAUCAUUCAUGUUCUAAUAAAGCCCAGUUUAUAAUCUUGGUAAAUAAGAAAUGAUAUGAAUGCAGUAAAUAUAUAUCAUUUCUAAUUAUAUGUUUUUCUCUUCUCUUUUUCAUUCCAGCAUCAUGGCUUGACAGUGGUCUAGUGAACAGCUAGAAUGACGUGAUUGGACAGAAUUACAAAUAUGAUAAAAUUGAGGCCUUUCAGGAUACUCCGGUUUUUAACAUUUUCAACCAAUAAUCAUGUUUACUUUUAAAUUUGUAUCUAUAAAGUACCAUUGCACUUAUUUCUCUUCAUCCAAGUGAACAGCGGAAUCCUUAAAGAGGAGUGUCCACAUUAGAAGGAAAUGCAGUCUAAAAGAAAAACUAAAAUGUAACAAAAACAAUAUAGCAAUCGGAAUCAAAUGCAAGGAUGUGCUGGCACUGACUGGCAUAUCAUGCAAAUUUCAAAAUGUCUGUGACCUUGCAGUGACUCAUGGUAAAAUGAUGCCCAACCAGGUGUCACUGAUGUGUUUGUAUAACUUACCCCAGUACAACUUCUAUAGUGUUUACUGGGGAUGGACAAUCGAGAAACGAUCAUAGAUGUAAAGGGGGCAAGCUGUCUAACAAGAGAAACCAGUCUUUCAGGGAUUUUUUACAUUAGCAUACUUUAAAAACAAAGAGAACAUUAUUUGCCCUCUACUAAGUUUUAUUUGGAAUUUAAAACAGGUAAUAUGGCUGUCUUUUACUUUAGACAAUAUAUAUGGGAAGGCUCAACCGGCCUUUAAAUACACAGGCCUCCCCUUCCUCUGGGCCGAUACUUCUUGAUUCAGCCCACCCUCCACUCCCUUUAUCAAGCCAUUUAAUUUUGGUGGGCCCUCUUUUUACAGGCCUAUCCAAGCAUUGGUUUCGCCACACCACAACAGACUUACACCACGUCUACUAUAUCUCGGCUUAUUGUCCCUGACCACAAAUAUAUAUAUAUAUAUAUAAAAAUAUAUGUAUACAUACACACAUUUUUUACAGAAAUGAAUUAAAAUCCAGUCUUGUAUCAUAUAAAAUGUGUCACCAUUAUCAAUCUAGAUAUUCCAUAUUUUAGAUAGUAUACUUGGGUGUGAAUUCCUUUUCUUCAGAAGGAAUUCCUGAAUUUGGACAUUAAUGGGGACUCCGGUGAGACUCGUCUGACCUCUGCAGGAACACUCUGGUGCUACACUGAAAAAAACAAAAACAAAAAACCUACAGAUCUUACCAGUGACUCUGGCCUAUUCAAGGUGCCCAAUAAUGCAAUAUCUGCGGUUUAGCUACUCAAACACUAAAUAAACAUGGGCAGAAUUAUUAACUAUAAUGCGAAUGGCCAUGGACUGACAAAUUAAUUGUACAUUUUAGAUCAAAGUAGACAAACUGUAAAUAAAUCUGCAAUCAAACUAUAUUUCCAAAUCACCUAUUUUGAACUAAAAUUGGGACUUCCUAGUGAAUUCCCAGCAAUUCACUCAGAAUAGUGGUAUAUUUACUACACUUCAAGUGAUUCACUAAACUGGAAUUUAUUGGGACCUGACCAAAGGAUCAACAUAUCCAAGCUGCCAAUUUAGAGUAUUUUACUAAUUCUGGUAUUUUGAUCUAACAUUUGUAAUUCCUUUGUCCGAGCGCUCAUUGUUAGUGUAUUGAUCACAGUCUAGGGAAAUAAGCUCCGUAGUGCUCUGAAAGGCACAAUAAAACACAUACUUCAAUGAGUUCAGGCAAACAAUCACCAUUCAUUUUUCUAAAACAAUGAAUUUCGAAUAUUGAUCAUCAAUAAAAUAAAUCAGUACAUAGAUUUCAAAACAAUACAAUUAACCAUACUACAGAUUUUGAACUUCAUGAAAAUGUUUUUCUUUUUAAUACACUAGAUUCCUUCUUAUAAUUAUAAUAAUAAAAAAAUCUAAAAGCAGUGAAAAUAAAUUAGAAGUAAAAUGAAUUAUGUCUCGCUCUGGCAAAUAAGACUCCGUAAAUAAAUAAAAGUGCAGUUCUCGGGCAAUACCUAUUCAAUUUAAUUGUACACGUUGGGAUGAAAUUUUGCAAAUAGUUUUUCUUACCUGGUCAUCGGGUGCUGAUCUUUGUCUCUCCUCUUCCUAUAUGAAGAGCUGGAAGUUUUUCCCAGGAGCUUCUGUUGGCUCUCCUGAACUACGCCCUGCAGUGCAUGGGGUCUCAUUUGCUCAGAAUGUCAGUUGAUCACUCUCAGCCAAUGAGCUAAGCCCUGCACUGUCAGGUUUCGCUCUGGAAGAUACCUUCAGCUGCAGAAAUGCAGGGUCAAACCGUUCGCAAACAAUUCUACUACAUACAUUGGAAGAUACUCCAAGCAUCAUAACAACUAUGCUAUGAUGUAGUGUUUAUUGUGUCCCCUCCCCCCCCUUACCACUUUACUUAUUUGUAUUAUUUGGGACACAAUGAGCAGUGGAUACUGAGGUUUUACUGUAAUAAGAAAAUUAAGGUGAAUUUUAGAGAACGAAAUUGAGUGACUGCAAAAUAUACAAAGAAGUUGCAAUGUAAUAGUGCUGCGUUAAAGGACCACUAUAGGCACCAAGACCACACCAGCUUAAUGAGGUGGUCUGGGUGCCUGGUCCAUCUAGGGUUAACACUUUUUUCUAUAAACAUAGCAGUUUCAGAGAAACUGCUAUGUUUAUGUUAGGGUUAAUCCAGCCUCUAGUGGCUGUGUCAUUGACAGCCGCUAGAGGGCUUCCGCGUUUCUCACUGUGAAAAUCACAGUGAGAAGACGCCAGCGUCCAUAGGAAAGCAUUGUGAAUGCUUUCCUAUAGACUGGCUGAAUGCGCGCGCAUUCAGCCGAAGAGGAGGAGAGCUCACAAUUCUGAAGCCUUCCAUUCCGGUCUAGAAAUAACCCCUUCUUCUCCAUCCAGCCCGGCGGGAGGGGGACCCAGAGGGUGCCCCACUAUAGUGCCAGGAAAACAAGUAUGUUUUCCUGGCACUAUAGUGGUCCUUUAAGCACAGUUGAAGUUUUAUUGUGAUUUGAACUUGGCUCAUAUAACAAGUUUUAGUCAUUUAUUCAGUGACAUAUACGUUUACAAAAUUGUUCCUUAAAUUACUUUCUUAGAAUGCAUUGAUAAAAUAGGAUUGAAAUGAUCCAGAAUGGACAAACAUAUGAUUCACAAUUCUAUACAUCGUGAUAUUCAAGGUGUCCUUAGUGGUUUUUUUAAAACAAAUAUUACAUAAAAAUGAAUUAAAAAGCAGAAAAAAACCAAAACAUUUUCCUUGCAUUUUUUUAUAUAGAUGGAAUUAUUCUUGCAUUUUGGAUUGGUUUGGUGCUUUUUUACUGUGAAUAUGUAAAUAUAAAUAAAGGGAUUUUAUUUCAAAA